AUGUCCACCAUCACCCAAUUGUUGGAUGGUGGGUAUGGCAAUGACAGAGGGAAAGCAUUUGAUUGGUAAAUCUAUGUGAGACAGCUGACCAGAUAUGUCCACCCACUCCACUACAAAAACAGGGCAAGACAGUUUAUGAAGUGUUUUCUUUUCUAACACGGACGAUAGCUAGGUUUCCAUCCAAUUGGCGAAAGAUUUUCAUGCGAAUAUUCUAGAAUCCGCAUAAAGAAAAUAUGCGAAUUUUCCCACCAGUGGUGUGUUUCCACCACAUUUUCUUAUUGCAGAUAAAAAUCAGUGCCUGAAAAUGUACUUUUUCGCUUAAGUUUUCAUGUACUAUAUAAACAUCUAAAGUUCAAUAUGUUUCCAUCGCAUUUUCAACUCUACCGAUAGAUUUGUCACAAACACUAUUGUGUUAAUUAGUAAAUGUGCCUAUUCUGGUCAUGAUGAGAUUAUUAUUGCUCCAGAGUGGUGCAGUGGUCUAAAGCACUGCAUAUCAGUGCUAGAGGCGUCAUUACAGACCCUAUUUCAAUUCAAAGCUGUAUCACAAUCUGUCGGUGAUUGGGAGGGCUACCCAGCGUCUUCCGGGUUUGGCCGGUGUAGGCCGUCAUUGUAAAUUAGAAUUUGUUCUUAACUGACUUGCCUAGUUAAAUAAAGGUUAAAUACAUUUUUGAAAAAAAUCAUAGUUAAUUAUUAUUUGUCAAACGGCAGGCAAGCGUCGAACAUCAUGUCACCAGAAUAAGGCCCUAGAUAUUUAUUGGAAAGCAGCAUCAACCUCAUCAAUGUUCACUUUCACCACCUUCUUAAAUUAAUAAUAAUUUAGUUAAUCUGUAGCCUAAUAAACUGCAUGGUUUCCCGAGUCGUAGUGGGAGGACCACACACCAGUAUGAAAAUGUAUGCACUCACUAACUGUAAGUCGCACUGGAUAAGAGCGUCUGCUAAAUGACAAAAUAUAUAUAUAUAUAUAUAUAUAUAUAUAUUAUCGCGUGACUCCAAAUUUACUUCGAUAUGAUGGUUAUUAUAUAAAUAUCUGCACAUUUCACCGUUUUUUCGCGCAUAAUUAAUUUUACCGACACAAAAAGAUCCCACAAUGUCGAACGAACAAAUGAUCUGUGGACAUUUAUAAAAUUGAACCGAAACGUUCUGUUUCCAUCACAGCUGUCAUGAUUUUUUAAAAUAAGGUAUAACUUUACUCGCAUAAAAACGGUGAAAAUGAAACGUGGUUAAUUGUGACAAUUCACAUUUUGUUUUCAAUGCAAUGUCGAGGAAAUAUUGUCAGCUGAGUUGGCAAGAGUAAGAGGAAUCAAAAUAACAAUUAUUGUUUAACUGAGUAAGGUAAACAAUAGUUUGGGGAAAUGUAGCUAUUAUCUGGAGAUAGGAGAUAGGGGAUGACAUUAUCAUUUAUAGUCUAAUGACAUAAUGUAUGCACUCACUAGCUGUAAGUCGCUCUGGAUAAGAGCGUCUGCUAAAUGACUAAAAUGUAAUGUAAAUGUAAUACAAGUAAAAUACAGCUACUAGGUAAGUACGUGUACUAUGAUGUAGUAGCCUAUUGUAUGAACGAGUCACAUUUACAGUAAAAGGUAUGAGUAGUGUACUAACCAUAAGCGCACAUGGGUGGUGCUCUUUUGCUACUGCUGUCAUUCACUCUGCGCAAGCGCAUAAUUAAUUUAUAGCACCUCCUCGCGCAUGCGCAUUUCCAAAUCCACAGGAUAUGCGUUAAAUCACUCAGAAGACAACGCAUCCACAACACCUCUGGACAUCUACGCAUUAUAUUCCCUUUCUUAAAUUAGCCCCCAUCAGCUUCGCGAUACCGCCCCCAAUUUCAGUGUCGGUACGGAGCCGCCAGGCCGGGACAGAGACGGAGAGAGAGCCCUCGGCCAUGGAAGUGCUCGAACCCGGUAAGAGGAUGAUAUGAGAAGCCCGUAUCGGGGGAGUGUGUACGCCUAUUCAUUGCGCAACUAGGAACCGUGGUCGUAGCUAGGCCUCGACGACAGAGAAAAACAAACGAGCAUAUCAGGCCCAACGUGUGUAGCAUAUUAAUACAACGGAGAUAAGGUUCUGUCCGUGACUUCUACAGCCUGAUAAGCACAUGUUAUGUAAGACAAAACGAGGGAUCUUGUUUUUGUUUAUCUCGGCUGCUGGUUUUAUAUCUGAAGCCCGCUGCUCGAGACGAGGGCAGGACGGCAUUGUGUGUGUGUGUGUGUGUGUGUGUGUGGGGGGGAUUUAACCAAGACCUUCCUUCGGUGUCGUGUGUUUACGAUGUCUGUUGUUAUCUAGCCUAUCGUUUCAUCAUCAAACACACUAUUUAUUCAGCUUCAUGAUACGUUUAAAAUGAUUCCAGUUGAAAUAGGUAUGCCCUCAAGCCCGUAUAACAUUAGAAAUUUUUUAAGUUAAGCCUAGUAACUAAAUAAUUGUACAAUCGACAGUAAUUAUUGCCCGGACUGUCCUCCUUUCUACCUUAUCGAAAGCAACGAGAAACGGUAGCUAACGUUACAAUACUGUCAUAAUGUCUUUGUUCACGCUGAAAUAUUUAAAUAUUAUCGACUGUUUGCUGGCAAUAAUUAAUUUAAGUGUGUUUAUAUGCUUUCAAGUAUUUCUGUCAGUACUCAGCGGUUUGCGCGCCACCGUCGCCUGCCCGUGCCUGGGAGUAAAUGAACAUGCACUCAUGCAUGGUAUGGAGCCUGCCUUUUGAGUAGAUCGCGUACUACUAUUUAUCGAUCGAAUUUGCAAGCCGUCUCCAUACCCCAUCACCAUAGUUGUGUUCAGGAUAUCACACACGAGAUGCCUUAAUGCUGCACUGCCAAUUGACAGUUUAUCUAUGAAUCUUUCACACCUGGUAUACAACUAACUUGUAUGCAGUUGGUGAGAAUUCCUGUCUUUAUUAUAAGGGAUUAACAAGUUAUCACCUCUUUGUCGCCUGAUAUAGAAACAAUUGUCACCAGCAAUGCAGCACUCAUGCCAUCAGUUUACUACCACAUGCCUAUCAAUUCUUAAUUUCCUGUCACCCUUUACAAGUAAAUUACACCUUGUCUGGAUAACAGACCUACUCAUUCACCCAAUAUGAUUUAACGAUUGCCAUGCUAAGGUAAAAUGUAACUUUAGGCAGUAGCAGUGCGUGGGUAAAAUCACGGUGGAAGCCAAGCCAAUUUAAAAAAAGCCAUAUUACAACCUAUGUUGUGAUAAUUGCGUUUUUGCUCUAUAACCCAUUAGUUCAUACGCCACCGUGAUAUACAAUACGGCCGAGAUAACAAAGGCAGUCACACAGUGGCAGAAUAAAAUCAACUACACAUACGUUUGUUUCAUCACAAAACCGGAGAGCAACGUCUGUCCAGUGAUGUCCACAAAGAAAAUAUUGCAUGUAACAAGUCGUCCGGGUUUGGCCGGGGUAGGCCGUCGUUGUUAAUAAUAAUUUGUUCUUAACUGACUUGCCUAGUAAAAUAAAAAAAUAAAGUUACGUGACCUACAGCAUGGUCAAGCAAAUUAAUGUUUUCGACAGUUUACUAAACUACUACUGAUUUAGAACCACAGAGGGGUGCUGUUUCCCUCGCUCUGAUUUCUCCGGUGAGAUUCAGGCACUUACGAAUUGAAGUAAAAUUAUGAAAACACAGAAGAUAAAUUAUUUUAUAUCUAUUUUUUUUUUUGGGGGGGGGGGGGUCAAAUAUUUGGCGAAGCCUGGCUUUUGGCAACCGUGAAUACAGGCCACUGACUUUAGAUGGAAUUGAUGGACACAUUGGCUAUGUCCAUGCACAAACACAAGCUUGGGCAUUUAUCCAUCGGCACAAAGACAACAAGAGCACUGCCUCAGCUAUUCCAGCACCAUUUCAACUUACAUGUAAACAUCAUCAAAUCAAUUAGGCUAUAUAUGCUCAUUGAAAACAUUUAAAGAUGCCAAAAACAAUUUAAUCUAAUCAAUGUUCCUAAAUAUCAUGUGGCUGUGCAUAGUACUGAUUGUAGACUAGUUGAACGCCAAUGCCAUCCUCUCUUUCAUGUUGGCAAAACGGUCUAUGGCUGUGUCAUACAGUAUGCUUUUAGUUUUUGUCAUAAGGCUACCUAGCUAAGAUGCUUGCUAGCCUAACUUCCUCACAUGGGCAACAAUGAACCAGCUAAGUUGGCUAGCUAGUUAACGUGAGCCUACUAGGCUACAUCAAGGCUACAUAUUGAACUUCAAUCGUCUCAGGCCAGUGACACAAUAUAUGAAUUUAUGGUAAGAUCAGAAUCACAGUCAUAAUCAUUGGCCUGUUCAGAGAAUUAAGUCAAAACUACAAGUCCAAAUCUCCAUCCAUGGCUUAGGAAAUGGCCGAUUUAGCAAACUAGAUACUGCAGGACAUCAACGCAAGCAGACCAGAAACAGACACGUUUUUCUGACAAUUACGUUUUGCUUUGGAUGUUAUUUUGAUUGGUGUGAAGCCAAAUCCAAACUGGCUCCCUUGAGGGGCGUUUUGCUGAGCCAGAACAACCGACACUUGAGCUCAGCUCAACGCUGAUUGGCUAAUAAUUUAAUGCUUUUUUUUUUUAUCAAGGGAGGCCAUAUGCUUGCUGUCAUCAAUCAAUCAAAUGCUAAGGUGGCAACAUGUCAUACUCUUUUGGUCCAGACAGCAUCAGAUACAUGGGCUACACAUCCUUCCAUAUCCUUGUCUGUACAUAAUGCCCUGAAUCUUUUCUACAACACCCGGAAAUCUGCCCCCUUUAUUCUAUGUACCCAACGCACUAGAAGACCAGUUCUUAAAGCCUUUAGCCGUAUCCUUAUUCUAGUCCUCCUCUGUUCCUCUGGUGAUGUAGAGGCUAACCCAGGCCCUGCAGCCCUCAGUAUCACUCCUACUCCCCAGGCGCUAUCAUUCAUCCUGACUGGUUGCAUCACCGCCUGGUAUGGCAACUGCUUGGCCUCUGACCGCAAGGCACUACAGAGGGUAGUGCGUACGGCCCAGUACAUCACUGGGGCAAAGCUCCCUGCCAUCCAGGACCUCUAUACCAGGCGGUGUCAGAGGAAGGCCCUCAAAAUUGUCAAAGACUCCAGCCACCCUAGUCAUAGACUGUUCUCUCUGCUACUGCACGGCAAGCGGUACCGGAGUGCCAAGUCUAGGUCCAAAAGACUUCUCAACAGCUUCUACCCCCAAGCCAUAAGACUCCUGAACAGCUAAUCAUGGCUACCCGGACUAUUUGCACUGCCCCCCCACCCCAUCCUUUUUACGCUGCUGCUACUCUGUUAAGUAUUUAUGCAUAGUCACUUUAACUCUACCCACAUGUACAUAUUACCUCAACUACCUCAACUAGCCGGUGCCCCCGCACAUUGACUCUGCAACGGUACCCCCCUGUAUAUAUAGCCUCCCUACUGUCACUUUAUUUUACUGUAUAUAUAGCCUCCCUACUGUCACUUUAUUUUACUUCUGCUCUUUUUUUCUCAACACUUUUUUUGUUGUUGUUUUAUUCUUACUUUUUUUGUUUAAAAUAAAUGCACUGUUGGUUAAGGGCUGUAAGUAAGCAUUUCACUGUAAUGUCUGCACCUGUUGUAUUCGGCGCAUGUGACCAAUACAAUUUGAUUUGAUUUGAUUUGCUGACUUCUGUAAUCGCAAAAGUCUUGGUUUCUUGCACGUAAAUAUCAGAAGUCUACUUCCUAAGUUUGAGUUAUUCACUGCGUUCGCACACUCCGCCAACCCUGAUGUUCUAGCAGUGUCUGAAUCCUGGCUCAGGAAGGCUACCAAAAAUUCUGAAAUUUCCAUCCCCAACUAUAACAUUUUCCGUCUAGAUAGAACUGCCAAAGGGGGUGGAGUUGCAAUCUACUGUAGAGAUAGCCUGCAGAGCUCUAUCAUACUAUCCAGGUCUGUGCCAAAACAGUUUGAGCUUCUACUUCUAAAAAUCCACCUUUCCAGAAAUAAGUCUCUCACUGUUGCCGCUUGCUACAGACCCCCCUCAGCCCCCAGCUGUGCCCUGGACACCGUGUGGUCCUCUGUAGCUCAGCUGGUAGAGCACGGCGCUUGUAACGCCAAGGUAGUGGGUUCGAUCCCCGGGACCACCCAUACACAAAAAUGUAUGCACGCAUGACUGUAAGUCGCUUUGGAUAAAAGCGUCUGCUAAAUGGCAUAUUAUUAUUAUUAUUAUUAUAUGUGAAUUGAUUGCCCCCCAUUUAUCCUCAGAGUUCAUACUGCUUGGUGACCUAAAUUGGGAUAUGCUUAAUACCCCGGCCAUCCUACAAUCCAAACUAGAUGCCCUCAACCUCACGCAAAUUAUCAACGAACCUACCAGGUACAACCCUAAAUCCGUAAACAUGGGUACCCUCAUAGAUAUCAUCCUGACUAACAUACCCUCUAAAUACACCUCAGCUGUCUUCAACCAGGAUCUCAGCGAUCACUGCCUUAUUGCCUGCGUCCGUAACGGGUCCGCGGUCAAACGACCACCCCUCAUCACUGUCAAACGCUCCCUAAAACACUUUAGCGAGCAGGCCUUCCUAAUUGACCUGGCCCAGGUAUCCUGGAUGGAUAUAGAUCUCAUUACGUCAGUAGAGGAUGCCUGGUUGUUCCUUAAAAGUAAUUUCCUCUCAAUCUUAAAUAAACAUGCCCCAUUCAAAAAAUACAGAACUAAGAACCGAUAUAGCCCCUGGUUCUCCUCAGACUUGACUGCCCUUGACCAGCACAAAAACAUCCUGUGGCGUACUGCAUUAGCAUCAAAUAGCCCCCGCGAUAUGCAACUUUUCAGGGAAGUUAGGAACCAAUAUACACAAGCAGUCAGGAAAGCAAAGGCUAACUUUUUCAAACAGAAAUGUGCAUCCUGUAGCACUAACUCCAAAAAGUUUUGGGACACUGUAAAGUCCAUGGAGAAUAAGAGCACUUCCUCCCAGUUGCCCACUGCACUGAGGCUAGGAAACACUAUCACCACCGAUAAAUCUACAAUAAUCGAGAAUUUCAACAAGCAUUUUUCUACAGCUGGCCAUGCUUUCCAUCUGGCUACCACUACCCCGGCCACCAACUCUGCACCCUCCGCUGCAACUUGCCCAUGCCCCCCCCGCUUCUCCUUCACACAAAUUCAGACAGCUGAUGUUUUGAAAGCGCUGCAAAAUCUGGACCCCUACAAAUCAGCUGGGCUAGACAAUCUGGACCCUUUCUUUCUAAAACUAGCCGCCGAAAUAAUCCAGGUGAUUUACAGGUGACUGCAUGUCCCUCACAGUCAAUGUCAUUACUGACUCAGCACAGUGCAUCCUGUUCGCAGGUUAAGCCCCACUCUCACGUCACAAGCUACACAAGCUAGAGGCCUAAGUAAACACACAAUGAUCUCCCCUCAACAUCAGUAGUAGUAGGCCUAAAUGUUGACCUGUGGCCUGUAGCAGCUUUGCCUAGCCAGUAAAUAUAAACCAUGACUGAAGAAGGUUUUGUAUCUGUUACGACCAUGAACCCAAGCCUAGUGCCUUUUCCUGGGUCUCCCAACCGCUAGGCCUAACACUAUUGGCCAGACUGUCAGACUCUUCGGAAUUUUACAUACUAUACCUUUCCAUCAAAUCAAAUUUUAUUGGCCACAUGCUCCGAAUACAACAGGUGUAGACAUUACAGUGAAAUGCUUACUUACAGCCCUUAAACAACAAUGCAUUUAUUUUUUUAUAAAAAAGUAAAAUAAAACAACAACAAAAAAGUUUUGAGAAAAAAAGAGCAGAAGUAAAAUAAAAUAAGUAGGGAGGCUAUAUAUACAGGGGGGUACCGGUGCAAAGUCAAUGUGCGGGGGCACCGGCUAGUUGAGGUAAUAUAUACAUGUGGGUAGAGUUAAAGUGACUAUGCAUAAAUAAUUAACAGAGUAGCAGCAGCGUAAAAAGAUGGGGUGGGGGGCCAGUGCAAAUAGUCCGGGUAGCCAUGAUUAGCUGUUCAGGAGUCUUAUGGCUUAGGGGUAGAAGCUGUUGAGAAGUCUUUUGGACCUAGACUUGGCACUCCGGUACCGCUUGCCGUGCGGUAGCAGAGAGAACAGUCUAUGACUAGGGUGGCUGGAGUCUUUGACAAUUUUGAGGGCCUUCCUCUGACACCGCCUGGUAUAGAGGUCCUAGAUGGCAGGAAGCUUGGCCCCAGUGAUGUACUGGGCCGUACGCACUACCUUCUGUAGUGCCUUGCGGUCGGAGGCCGAGCAGUUGCCAUACCAGGUGGUGAUGCAACCAGUCAGGAUGCUCUCGAUGGUGCAGCUGUAGAGCUUUUUGAGGAUCUGAGGACCCAUGCCAAAUCUUUUCAGUCUCCUGAGGGGGAAUAGGCUUUGUCGUGCCCUCUUCACGACUGUCUUGGUGUGUUUGGACCAUGAUAGUUCGUUGGUGAUGUGGACACUAAGGUACUUGAAGCUCUCAACCUGUUCCACUACAGCCCCGUCGAUGAGAAUGGGGGUGUGCUCAGUCCUCUUUUUUUUUCUCCUGUAGUCCACAAUCACCUCCUUUGUCUUGGUUAUGUUGAGGGAGAGGUUGUUAUCCUGGCACCACACGGCCAGGUCUCUGACCUCCUCCCUAUAGGCUGUCUCAUCGUUGUCGGUGAUCAGGCCUACCACUGUUGUGUCGUCGGCAAACUUAAUGAUGGUGUUGGAGUCGUGCCUGGCCAUGCAGUCAUGGGUGAACAGGGAGUACAGGAGGGGACUGAGCACGCACCCCUGAGGGGCCCCCGUGUUGAGGAUCAGUGUGGCAGAUGUGUUGUUACCUACCCUUACCACAUACUACUACAUAUUACAUUACUACUACAUAUUACAUAUUACUACAUAAAUCACCUUAAAAUGUAAAUGAUACAGUUAAUAGACCAACAACCAGUGCUCCUCAUUUGAAGUCGGUUAUGCUCAGUAAUUUAAUCACAUUUAUCAAAUAACCAGUCAAAGCAUUUUUUUGCGGAAAAUGCCUUAUUUCCCCACAAAUGUAAUUGUGGUGAUCUGCUUUAUCUGAUAGCUUUCUCCUUUGGUGCAGUGCAGCCACGGUAACCAAUUGGCUUUGCUUUGAGAUUGGCUCUGAUUGGCUUUAAUCACCUGAGAAUCACAGUGAAGCCGCAUGCUCACAUCGACAGUGCGCUUGAUAAGGUGAAAUUUGCCUGAAGUAAUUUGUGUAAUGCAUGUGACAGUAAGCCAGGCCCUGCAGGUUACUGCUGCAGACUUGAACCCAAAGUUGAGGUACUGGUGAGACACCCCCAGUAGGGGUGGGGGGGGGGACGGGGGGGACAGGGAGGUACAUGGUGUAGGUUUGGGGAGAAGGGAGGGGUCCAGGCAUUCCACACACUGACAACCCCUCUCAACCACCCUGAGGCAGCAGCUGAGGGGUCUAUAUAUAGUGCAGGUGCUGUUUUUGGUGAAAGUGGGUGAGUCAGGGUGACCCAACCUGACUGUUACACCCACUGGGAUCCCUCUUUCUGAACCUUACCUACAGAACACACUUAUAUACACACACCAUGCCGCCCCGGGGCUGUUGUUGCUCCCAUCGCAGUAAUUGGGAUAUUGAGGGUGUGUAGAAGGAGGAUUAGGGAGGGUGGUGUUUAGGGGGGGAUGAGGGCAUGCAAGGAGCAUGUUUUUAGGAAGCACAGGGAGGUUCCUGAUUACUCCCCCUCAGGCUUCACUUGCUAACUGGAGCGUGGUGGUGCAUCAGGUUCAGGACCCCCGCUGCCCCCUUGUCAGUUGACAAAAGCAGUAAGCAUCCCAUUCCCUCUCUUACACCCAGCCUUCGAUCAUGAGAAACUCGGUACUCUCCCCAUUCCCUCUUUACAUGCACUGAAUCUUGAAUGUGUAGGCCUAAUAAAAAAACAUUUUGUUAUACGUACAGAGUAGUUAGUUUAAAUUGGCUUGAUCCCCCUGUUUUAUAAUCUAUUAUCUUAACACAAAGUCAAAUUAAAUGUAAGACACAAGUAUACAAUACAGUGGUGCAUCCAACUUCCCAACAUCCACUCAAAUAAUUGUUGUGUUUUCAUUGGUUGGAUAAAUUGCUAAGGACACAUGCCUGUCAGUCAGUAUUGGGGCUUGGUACAUUAGGCCUACACAUUUAAUUUUAGGAUAUAGACAAAAUGUAUGAGCUUGUAUAAGACAGGGGUGGCGAGGCAGUGUUUGUGUUGUGUGUGUGUUUAACUGUAAUCCCGGCGGUCUCUGCGGACCCCCAUCUGGCCCUGCUGCCGUCUGUCUCAAACGUGCUGCUCUUUGUCUGGGGCGGGCCCUGUGCGUCAGUCUAUGGUCUGGCUGUAGUGGGGUGGGGGCUGGGGAGGGCCAGCGCGUAAUUGGGGGUCAUUGUUUUGUCCUCCUCUGUUGACCUAUCUGUGUCGGAGGCCAGAGUGAUGGAUCAAUCAUGGUGUGGUUGUGGGUGGGUAGUCGUGACCUGUUGGUGGGAGUUCACGCGGGAAACCGUGGCAAGGAGGCGAUUGGACUGAUUUCAGAAAUUGAUUGUGGAAAUUGACCAACAAUUCUACAGUAACGGCAAAAAAGAAACUGCAAACACAUGCAACAAUUUUUGUUUGUUCAGCUUUUAUUAAUUUCUGAGCGUCCUGUCCAAAUAGCUUAGCUACCAACCAAUAAUUGCACCCACAGUGGUCAACGUGCUGCUUAGCCUCAUUGGCAAAACAAAUUAAUCUGAGACCAAAAGGCCUCUUAACUACUUACUUUUCCUUUCCUCUUAGUGUCAUUUUAACAGGAUCUUAUUCAUUAGAGCACACCGUAGCAAAACAUUUUGCACCACAAACAAAAACGAGCAUUUCUUAUUGGACAAGUUCAGGUAGCCCCUCACUGUUUGUCUGUUUUUUCCAUUUGGUACGUAGUGAAUACUCCUAGCUGAAAUGAAUGUAUCAACUAACAAAUGUGUGUGUUUCUGUGUUUGGACCCCCCUAUAGGCCCGCCGGCCCCCACCUCCCUCUUCCAGCCCCCGCGGAGGCCUGGCAUGGGCACCGUGGGGAAGCCCAUCCGCCUGCUGGCAAACCACUUCCAGGUGCAGAUUCCCAAGAUUGAUGUCUAUCAUUACGAUAUUGACAUCAAGCCUGAGAAACGGCCUCGGAGGGUCAACAGGUAAAUACAACUGGGCAUAGGGAGGGAAGGAGAGACAUUUCUUUCUUGAGGGGAGCUGGAAGGUAGAAAUUGAUUUUCACUGGAAGGAAGAGAGAGUAAGGUCUUAAGUUGAUAAUUGGAAGGUUUAGGUGUUUGGUAGAGGUUGUUAGGGGAGUUGAGGGAAUGGAAAUGUGUACUUGUUAGCGAAACAGGUCAAACUCAAGUGAGAGUUGUACAUGUGAGGAAAAUAAAAAUAGGUUUUUAACGGAGGGGCGGGUGGGAAGUUGUUUAUUUGAAACAUUUUGUGUAUAGGUAGGGACAGUGAAGACUAGGAUAGUUUCGUAAGCAGUCUGUGUGAAUGCAUUAUGUGGCCAUCUCAUGAUUCUCCUGUCUCACAGGGAGGUGGUGGACACCAUGGUUCGCCACUUCAAGAUGCAGAUCUUUGGUGAUCGACAACCGGGCUACGACGGGAAGAGGAACAUGUACACGGCCCAUCCACUACCAAUCGGAAGAGACAGGGUAAGCAAUCAUCUUAACCACCAUUGUACCUCUGGUUUUAGUGACGAUGUAAUGGGCUGUAUCUCCUUCCCAGCACCUCUGUCAGUUGAGAUUUUCCUGCCGCAUCCAGAACCACUGGAUCGGUUUUCCCAAAACUCGAUGUGCAUCAUCUGUUUAUUCUAGGCCUUGACCAGCUUCUUUAGAUAUACGUCAGGUCCACAGUUAUUAAAGAUCAGCAAAAAAAAGACUGUAUAAAAUUAAUAAUAUAUUGUGUGCCCCAAAAAUUGUUUAACAAGGUAGUAUGUACAGUGAGGGGAAAAAAAGUAUUUGAUCCCCUGCUGAUUUUGUACGUUUGCCCACUGACAAAGAAAUUAUCAGUCUAUAAUUUGAAUGGUAGGUUUAUUUGAACAGUGAGAGACAGAAUAACAACAACAAAAAGUAUCCUGGAAGGGAAUGGGCUUUGUCGUGCCCUCUUCACGACUGUCUUGGUGUGUUUGGACCAUGAUAGUUUGUUGGUGAUGUGGACACCAAGGAAUUUGAAGCUCUCAACCUGUUCCACUACAGCCCCGUUUUAUUGAUUGAGUCACUGGUGCUUCCUGCUUUAGUUUUUGGAUGGUGUCCAUAUUGAUCGUGUCCCUGCUUACAAAUAUCUGGGCUUCUGGAUAGAUGAAAGCUGUCUUUUAAAAAGCAUAUUGAUGAGUUAGUUAAGAAACUAAGAAUAAAAAUGGGAUUCUUCUGUAGAAAUACAGUCAGGUCCAUAAGUAUUUGGACAGUGACACCACAAUGGAUUUGAAAGGAAACAAUCAAGAUGUGCUUUAAGCGUAGACUUUCAUCUUUAAUUUAAUUUUAAUUGUCUCAAUUAUUGUAUGAACCGUGUAGGAAUUACAACCAUUUUUAUACAUAGCCCCCCAAUUUUAGGGGCUCAAAAGUAAUUGAACAAACUAACAUAAUCAUAAAUUAAAUUGAGUUUUAAUACUUGGUUGCAAAUCCUUUGCAGUCAAUGACUGCCUUAAGUCUGGAACCCAUAGACAUCACCAGAUGCUGGGUUUCUUCCUUGGUGAUGCUCUGCCUUUACUGCAGCUGUCUUCAGUUCCUGCUUGUUCUUGGGGCGUUUUGCCUUCAGCAAGUGAAAUGCAUGCUCAAUUGGAAUCAGGCUAAGUGAUUGACUUGGCCAUUGCGGAGCAUUCCACUUCUUUGCCUUAAAGUCUUGGGUUGCUUUUGCAGUAUGCUUCGGGUCAUUGUCUAUCUGCACUGUGAAGCGCCAUCCAAUGAGCUUUGAAGCAUUUGGCUGAAUCUGAGCAGAUAAUAUAGCCCUAAACACUUCAGAAUUCAUCCCGCUGAUUUUGUCAGCAGUCACAUCAUCAAUAACUACAAGGGAACCCGUUCCAUUGGCAGCCAUACAUGCCCACGCCAAAACACUACCUCCACCAUGCUUCACAGAUGAGGUGGUAUGCUUCGGAUCAUGAGCAGUUCCUUCCCUUCUCCAUACUCUUCCCAUCAUUCUGGUACAUGUUAACUUUGUCUUAUCUGUCCAUAGGCUGUUGUUCCAGAACUGUACAGGCUUUUUUUUGGCAAACUCUAAUCUGGUCUUCCUGUUUUAUAAGGUUUACCAAUGGUUUACAUCUUGUUGUAAACCCUCUGUAUUUACUCUGGUGAAGUCUUCUCUUGAUUGUUGACUUUGACACAUACGCCUACCUCCUGCACUUUCAGCUCAUAUUCAUUAUUUAAUUUAAACUCCAAUAUACUGUGGUAGGCAGCUAAAAUAACAAUAACUUGGUCAAUGUCCAAAUAUUUAUGGGCAUGACUGUAGGUCCUGCUUCUCGCUAAAUAGUAGAAAGCAGAUUAUUCAGUCGAUGUUCCUAUCGGUCCUAGGCUAUGGCGGCGACAUCUACAGUAUAUGAACGCAGCUGCCACUUCAUUAAAGCCGUUAGAUGCAUUUUAUCAUAGCGCACUGCGCUUUAUUACUAUUAUUAUGUGGUCCUCUGUAGCUCAGCUGGUAGAGCACGGCGCUUGUAACGCCAAGGUAGUGGGUUCGAUCCCCGGGACCACCCAUACACAAUAAAAUGUAUGCACGCAUGACUGUAAGUCGCUUUGGAUAAAAGCGUCUGCUAAAUGGCAUAUUAUUAUUAUUAUUAUUAUUUAUUACGGGUGACAAUUUUAGUACUCAUCACUGCGUUCUCUACCAGAAAGUUGGUUGGCCCACUUUGAUAUCACGUAGGUUGGUACAUUGCUAUGUUUUCAUUUAUAAAGCCCUUUUACAAAAGUCACACUGUAACUAACAUCAUUACUAAACUUUAGGCAUACGAGUUACCUCAUCCGGUCUCAGGGAUAGCUAACUCUGGAAAUUCCUUUGGUCUCUGCUGAGUUUUCUUACUCUUUGUUUUUGUGGUACAAUCUUCAAAAUGUUCUUACAUUUUAUGUUCUGGUGCCUCUAGGGUUAUUCAGAAAGCUGAGGACCUUAUUACUGAUGAAUGUGUUUGUUUUUUAUGACCGUGUUUUUCUUUCUGCUUGCAUUUUUUAUUUCAAUUUUUAUUUGUGUAUUUUCUGUAACUUGUGUAAUUCAGGGCUCGUCUCAAUAAAAAUGAAAAAGGUGAGGUAUUGAAAACAGGGUUGAAAACAGUGGUCCUCUGUAGCUCAGCUGGUAGAGCACGGCGCUUGUAACGCCAGGGUAGUGGGUUCGAUCCCCGGGACCACCCAUACACAAAAAUGUAUGCACGAAUGACUGUAAGUCGCUUUGGAUAAAAGCGUCUGCUAAGUGGCCUAUUAUUAUUAGGGUUGCCAAUCGUUUUGAACCCUAUCUUUUAGAGAAAAAAAUGUACUACUUAAAUAAAAUGUGUUUAUCUGAGAAAUCUUUUUUAUAUAUUUUUUAAAAUAAAAAAGCUCACUAUUUGUAUUUAUUUUAUGUAGUCUUUUUUUUGCUCCACUUUAUCAAGGUUGCCAAUCAUUUUGGACCUGACUGUAUAGUUCAGAGCAUAUCACCAAUAUCUUUAUUUGUGGCUUUCCUUGCCUUUCAACCAUUCCCUAACACCCCGCUCUCACUUUCUCUCUCCUCUAGGUGGAUCUGGAGGUGACUCUACCGGGGGAGGGGAAGGACCAGACCUUCAAGGUGUCGCUGCAGUGGGUGUCGGUGGUGAGCCUGCAGAUGCUCCUGGAGGCCCUGUCAGGCCACAAUGAGGUCCCCGAGGACUCUGUUCAGGCCUUGGACGUCAUCACCCGCCACCUGCCUUCCAUGAGGUACAUGUUCCCACUAUAUGGCCAACUUGCAAAGUCGAAAUUGGCUAUAAUGUGAACAUUUAUGAACACACAUUUGCUUGUUGGUCUAAAUGUAAGUUUAGGGUUAGGCAUGAGGUACAUGGCGUCUAUAACUUGGCGCCAAAAACACAUCUCUCUCUUCCUGUGGCAAAAUACCAGUUGUUGUUCAUGGUUUCAUUGCAUUGAUAUAGCUUGGUAUCCUAUAUCAAAUAGUCUUGCCCAUAUACAGUGGCUUGUGAAAAGUAUUCACCUCCCUUGACAUUUUUCCUAUUUUGUUGCCUUACAACCUGGAAUUAAAAUGGAUUUUUGGGGGGGUUUGUAUCAUUUGAUUUACACAACAUGCCUACCACUUUGAAGAUGCAAAAUAUUUUCUCUUGUGAAACAAACAAGAAAUAAAACAAAAAAACUGAACUUGAGCGCGCAUAACUAUUCACCCCCCCCAAAGUCAAUACUUUGUAGAGCCACCUUUUGCAUUUGCAGCAAUUACAACUGCAAAGUCUCUUGGGGUAUGUCUCUAUAAGCUUGGCACAUCUAGCCACUGGGAUUUUUGCCCAUUCUUCAAGGCAAAACUGCUCCAGCUCCUUCAAGUUGGAUGGGUUCCGCUGGUGUGCACCAAUCUUCAAUUGGAUUGAGGUCUGGGCUUUGACUAGGCCAUUCCAAGACAUUUAAAUGUUUCCCCUUAAACCACUCAAGUGUUGCUUUAGCAGUAUGCUUAGGGUCAUUGUCCUGCUGGAAGGUGAACCUCCAUCCCAGUCUCAAAUCUCUGGAAGACUGAAACAGGUUUCCCACAAGAAUUUCCCUGUAUUUAGCGCCAUCCAUCAUUCCUUCAAUUCUGACCAGUUUCCCAGUCCCUGCCGAUGGAAAAAUAUCAGGGUGAUGAGAGGUGUUGGGUUUGCGUCAGACAUAGCGUUUUCCUUGAUUGCCAAAAAGCUCAAUUUUAGUCUCAUCUGACCAGAGUACCUUCUUCCAUAUGUUUGGGGAGUCUCCCACAAGGCUUUUGGCAAACACCAAACAUAUUUGCUUUAAGCAAUGGCUUUUUUCUGGCCACUCUUCCGUAAAGCCCAGCUCUGUGGAGUGUACGGCUUAAAGUGGUCCUAUGGACAGAUACUCCAAUCUCCGCUGUAGAGCUUUGCAGCUCCUUCAGGGUUAUCUUUGGUCUCUUUGUUGCCUCUCUGAUGAAUGCCCUCCUUGCCUUGUCCGGGAGUUUUGGUGGGCGGCCCUCUCUUGGCAGGUUUGUUGUGGUGCCAUAUUCUUUCUAUUUUUUAAUAAUGGAUUUAAUGGUGCUCCGUGGGAUGUUAAAAGUUUAGGAUAAAACAUUUUUAACCCAACCCUGAUCUGUACUUCUCCACAACUUUGUCCCUGACCUGUUUGGAGAGCUCCUUGGUCUUCAUGGUGCCGCUUGCUUGGUGGUGCCCCUUGCUUAGUGGUGUUGCCGACUCUGGGGCCUUUCAGAACAGGUGUAUAUAUAUAUACUGAGAUCAUGUGACACUUAGAUUGCACACAGGUGGACUUUAUUUAACUAAUUAUGUGACUUCUGAAGGUAAUUGGUUGCACCAGAUCUUAUUUAGGGGCUUCAUAGCGAAGGGGGUGAAUACAUAUGCACGCACCACUUUUCCGUUAAUUUUUUAGAAUGUUUUGAAAGAAGUUAUUUUUUCAUUUCACUUCACCAAUUUGGACUAUUUUGUGUAUGUCCAUUACAUGAAAUCCAAAUAAAAAUCCAUUUAAAUUACAGGUUGUAAUGCAACAAAAUAGGAAAAACGUCAAGGGGGAUGAAUACUUUUGCAAGGCACUAUAAACAGUGAAUAACUUUAUGGCCAGUUUCCACACAAAGUUCCAAAUAAAUAACUCUAUGCCUAUGACCUAAUUUCAUCAGAACAUAAAGGAGACCCUUUUAGAGGUUUAGAAUAGUAUAAGGGAAUUUCUGUUGUGUCAUUCUGAGGUGUAAAGAGUGAUCUCUUACAGAAUAGUCUUGUCUGUCAUUCUUUGCUCCGUUGUGAUCCCUCUAACUGAACAAGUUCUCUAACUGACUCUCAAUGUGGAUGUUUCCAGGUACACUCCAGUGGGGCGCUCCUUCUUCUCCCCUCCGGAGGGCUACUACCACCCCCUGGGCGGAGGGAGGGAGGUAUGGUUCGGCUUCCAUCAGUCGGUCCGUCCUGCUAUGUGGAACAUGAUGCUCAACAUCGAUGGUAAGAGCCCUUUGUGUGUCUAUAGGUUAGCCUUAAUUAUCUUCUGACUGUAGUCAGUACAAUGACUCAAUAAUGUAAAAAUCCCAUGCUAUUUGUGUGCUUGUGUAUUUGUGUUGGAGUAAUAUAAAGUGUAUUGAUGUUUCCUUUGGUCAUGAACCUUACAUCUGUCUCCCUUCGUCUCCCCACAGUCUCCGCCACCGCUUUCUACCGUGCCCAGCCCGUGAUCGAGUUCAUGUGCGAGGUGCUCGACAUUCAGAACAUCAACGAGCAGACCAAGCCACUCACCGACUCCCAACGCGUCAAGUUCACCAAGGAGAUCCGAGGUGGGUGGGGACCUGCAGGUCAGACCAAUGUUUUUACCAUGUUUCUACACACCAAUGCUGCAUCUGAAAUGGCACCCUAUAGACGGGGUUAGCUGACAUUGUCACGAAACCAAUGCGCACGCUUAAAUGGGGCAGAAGUCUGUGUUGUGAUUCUGGAUGGCCAGAUAGCUAGCAACAAUGACAAGAAGCUGCCAUGUGAGGAAUCGUAGGUGGCUCGUUUCAGCUAGUUUUAUCUUGUUCUUGAUACCAUGUCUUGUUUUGAAGUGUUUUGACUGAUGUCAAGUCUAUGCUAAAAUGGCAAAAAUUAGUUGGCUAGGUAACCAACAACUGUAAUGAUGUAUUUGAGAGACAAGUGCUCAUUGUGCAAAUGUAUUUAUGUUUUCAAAAUAAAUAUAAAUAUAGUUUACAUGUUGUCAACAAUCUAAGCCAACCCCUUCUGUUUUGCCCCAUAGUUGCGCACGCGUCGGUUUUGUUGCUAAACAACCAACCCUUCUAUUCACUAUAUAAUGCACUACUUUUGGGCCCUGGUCAAAAGUAGUGCACUACAUAGGGAAUAAGGUGACAUUUCGAGGUGCCCCAAGCCUUAUUAGAUGGCAUCCACCCACCCAGACAACUGUACUGUACUACACUGUAGUGUACCUCAGGGUCUCGUGUCAAGUCCAUUCCAAUGCAUGAAGUGAAUUGGGAAUCCAGUUAGAGAAUUGUGAAAAAUCUUUACUGAAAAUAAAUGACCCUUUAACUCGUAUCUCUUAAUUUGAAUUUCAAUGUAUAUGAAUUGAGAUGGAAUUGACACCCAUCCGUGCUGUACACCCAUAAUCUGCACUAUGGGCUGAAUCCUAACGUGAGAUAUGCGUGCUUGACUUGAACUUAGUGUAACUUUUUUGUAAAUCAGGGAUGGGCAACUUUGAUGAGGGUGGGUGCCACAAAAAAACUAAACUCAUCAUGAGGGGCCGCAGUGGCUCGUGGGUCUGCGUAUCCACCCCCCCCCCCCCCCCCACACACACACACACCUUGCGAGCAAAACAUUCUAGCGGCCCCCCUCGUGACAGCGAAGAGAAAAAAAAAAUGUUUUAAAGUUCAUUUCCUGCAAUUCUGCACAUUUUGCCAUGGGGCGCAGAGAAAAUGUUGCAGUUUUUAAAGCAAGUUUGCUGCAAUUCUACUAGGGCUGGACAGUAUGCCAUAUUUUCCGAUAUAGUGGUAUUGAUGCACCGGUUGGAGUUUUUACUUUACCUUCUAUGACGGUAUUUGAAUGGUUGGUUUGUUAAAGGUGAUACGCUGUGUAUAACGUCCAUUUUUAUAGUUUACUUCGCUAUUUGGGUCAUCUAUCUCCGCUCUCUCAUUCCAUGCCACUUUCCACACAGACCUAGACCCACACCCAUCCAGUUGUGUCUUAGCUCUCUCUAAUAACACCUGUGACUGCUUUAUGCCUCUCUCCCAUGUCAAUUAUGCCUUGCCUAUUGCUGUUUGGGUUAGUUCUUAUUAUACAAUUUCACUGUAGAACCCCUAGUCCCUCUCAAACUGCCUCAUAUAGUUCCUUUGUUCCACCCCCCAUACACGCCGAGACCGGCUCAAUCGGUGCCUCCAAUGACGCUAUCUCUUUCAUUGUUACCCAACGCUUAGGGUUACCUGAACUGUACUCAUAUCCUUCCAUAUCCUUUUCUGUACAUAAUGCCCUGAAUCUUUUCUACAACGCCCGGAGAACUGCCCCCUUUAUUCUAUGUACCCAACGCACUAGAAUACCAGUUCUUAAAGCCUUUAGUCGUAUCCUUAUUCUAGUCCUCCUCUGUUCCUCUGGUGAUGUAGAUGCUAACCCAGGCCCUGCAGCCUCCAGUAUCACUCCUACUCCCCAGGAGCUAUCAUUUGUUGACUUCUGUAACCGUAAAAGUCUAGGUUUUCUGCACAUAAAUAUCAGAAGCCUCCUUCCUAAGUUUGAGUUAUUCACUGCGUUAGCACACUCCGCCAACCCUGAUGUUCUAGCUAUAACAUUUUCCGUCUAGAUAGAACUGCCAAAGGGGGUGGAGUUGCAAUCUACUGUAGAGAGAGCCUGCAGAGCUCCAUCAUACUAUCCAGGUCUGUGCCCAAACAGUUUGAGCUUCUACUUCUAAAAAUCCACCUUUCCAGAAAGAAAUCUCUCACUGUUGCCGCUUGCUACAGACCCCCCUCAGCCCCCAGCUGUGCCCUGGACACCAUAUGUGAAUUGAUUGCCCCCCAUCUAUCCUCAGAGUUCGUACUGCUUGGUGACCUAAAUUGGGAUAUGCUUAACACCCCGGCCAUCCUACAAUCUAAACUAAAUGCCCUCAAUCUCACACAAAUUAUCAACGAACCUACCAGGUACAACCCUAAAUCCGUAAACAUGGGUACCCUCAUAGAAAUCAUCCUGACUAACUUACCCUCCAAAUACACCUCCGCUGUCUUCAACCAGGAUCUCAGCGAUCACUGCCUUAUUGCCUGCGUCCGUAACGGGUCCGCGGUCAAACGACCACCCCUCAUCACUGUCAAACGCUCCCAAAAACACUUCAGCGAGCAGGCCUUCCUAAUUGACCUGGCCCAGGUAUCCUGGAUGGAUAUAGAUCUCAUUCCGUCAGUAGAGGAUGCCUGGUUGUUCUUUAAAAGUAAUUUCCUCUCAAUCUUAAAUAGACAUGCCCCAUUCAAAUAAUACAGAACUAAGAACAGAUAUAGCCCCUGGUUCUCCUCAGACUUGACUGCCCUUGACCAGCACAAAAACAUCCUGUGGCGUACUGCAUUAGCAUCAAAUAGCCCCCGCGAUAUGCAACUUUUCAGGGAAGUUAGGAACCAAUAUACACAAGCAGUUAGGAAAGCAAAGGCUAACUUUUUCAAACAGAAAUUUGCAUCCUGUAGCACUAACUCCAAAAAGUUUUGGGACACUGUAAAGUCCAUGGAAAAUAAGAGCACUUCCUCCCAGCUGCCCACUGCACUGAGGCUAGGAAACACUAUCACCACCGAUAAAUCUACAAUAAUCGAGAAUUUCAACAAGCAUUUUGCUACGGCUGGCCAUGCUUUCCACCUGGCUACCACUACCCCGGCCACCAGCUCUGCACCCUCCGCUGCAACUUGCCCAUGCCCCCCCCCGCUUCUCCUUCACACAAAUCCAGACAGCUGAUGUUCUAAAAGAGCUGCAAAAUCUGGACCCCUAGAAAUCAUCUGGGCUAGACAAUCUGGACCCUUUCUUUAUAAAACUAGCCGCCGAAAUUGUCGCAACCCCUAUUACUAGCCUGUUCAACCUCUCUUUCGUAACGUCUGAGAUCCCCAGAGAUUGGAAAGCUGCUGCGGUCAUCCCCCUCUUCAAAGGGGGUGACACUCUAGAUCCAAACUGUUACAGACCCAUAUCCAUCCUGCCCUGCCUUUCAAAAGUUUUUGAAAGCCAAGUCAACAAACAGAUCACCGACCAUUUCGAAUCCCACCGUACCUUCUCCGCUAUGCAAUCCGGUUUCCGAGCUGGUCAUGGGUGCACUUCAGCCACGCUCAAGGUCCUAAACGAUAUUAUAACCGCGAUCGAUAAUAGACAGUACUGUGCAGCCGUUUUCAUUGACCUGGCCAAGGCUUUCGACUCUGUCAACCACCGCAUUCUUAUUGGCAGACUAAAUAGCCUUGGUUUCUCAAAUGACUGCCUCGCCUGGUUCACCAACUACUUCUCAGAUAGAGUUCAAUGUGUCAAAUCGGAGGGCCUGUUGUCUGGACCUAUGGCAGUCUCUAUGGGGGUGCCACAGGGUUCAAUUCUUGGGCCGACUCUUUUCUCUGUGUAUAUCAAUGACGUCGCUCUUGCUGCUGGUGACUCUCAGAUCCACCUCUACGCAGACGACACCAUUUUGUAUACAUCUGGCCCUUCAUUGGACACUGUGUUAACAAACCUCCAAACGAGCUUCAAUUCCAUACAACACUCCUUCAGUAGCCUCCAACUGCUCUUAAACACUAGUAAAACUAAAUGUAUGCUCUUCAACCGAACGCUGCUUGCACCCGCCCACCCGACUAGAAUCACUACUCUCGACGGGUCUGACCUAGAGUAUGUGGACAACUACAAAUAUCUAGGUGUCUGGUUAGACUGUAAACUCUCCUUCCAGACUCACAUUAAGAAUCUCCAAUCCAAAGUUAAAUCUAGAAUCGGUUUCCUAUUUCGCAACAAAGCCUCCUUCACUCAUGCUGCCAAACAUGCCCUCGUAAAACUGACUAUCCUACCGAUCCUUGACUUCGGCGAUGUCAUUUACAAAAUAGCCUCCAACACUCUACUCAGCAAAUUGGAUGUAGUCUAUCACAGUGCCAUCCGUUUUGUCUCCAAAGCCCCAUAUAAUACCCACCACUGUGACCUGUACGCUCUUGUUGGCUGGUCCUCACUACAUAUUCGUCGCCAAACCCACUGGCUCCAGGCCAUCUAUAAAUCACUGCUAGGCAAAUCCCCGCCUUAUCUUAGCUCAUUGGUCACCAUAGCAACACCCACCCGUAGUCUGCGCUCCAGCGGGUAUAUCUCACUGGUCAUCCCCAAAGCCAACACCUCCUUUGGCCGCAAUUCCUUCCAGUUCUCUGCUGCCAAUGACUGGAACAAAUUGCAAAAAUCUCUGAAGCUGGAGACACUUAUCUCCCUCACUAACUUUAAGCAUCAGUUGUCAGAGCACCUUACCGAUCACUGCACCUGUACACAGCCCAUCUGAAACUACCUCAUCCCUAUGUUAUUUAUUUUGCUCAUUUGUACCCCAGUAUCUCUAUUUGCACAUCAUCUCUUGCACAUCUAUCAUUCCAGUGUUAAUACUAAUUGUAAUUAUUUUGCACUAUAGCCUAUUUUAUUGCCUUACCUCCAUAACUUGCUAAAUUUGCACACACUGUAUAUUAUAUGUAUUUCUGUUGUAUUUUUGACUUUGUUUUGUUUAACCCCAUAUGUAACUCUGUGUUGUUGUUUUUAUCGCACUGCUUUGCUUUAUCUUGGCCAUGUCGCAGUUGUAAAUGAGAACUUGUUCUCAACUGGUUUACCUGGUUAAAUAAAGGUGAAAAAAAAAAAAAAACCUGUCACUUAAGGAGCACAUUUGUUGUUCCUCGACCACGAGACACUUGCAUUCAGUCUGCAUGGUCAGUGAAGCACAUGCAACGAUGUUGAUGACAACGAUGCUGUUUUCACUUUGCUUCAUAAUAUAAAUCCACUAGCGUUCUAUAAUUACAUUAUUAGUUUGUGUUUCUUACAUCUGCAAACUGCGAGUUUGUUUUUUCUUAGCAAGUUGGGCCUAAAACGUGUUAGCCGCUAAUGCUAAUCGUUAGUUAGCUGGCUGAGUCAGAGCAAACGUAAUUAGCUAUAAAGCCUGAUAAUACCAGUGAUGGUGUAGACCUAAAUCAGCAUGUUUGUGCAACAGUAUGUUCUUAAUCAAAGAAGAAUACACAAAUAAUUAAUAUGCUAGCUACAUGAAGUAGCUAAGAGAGAACAUUUCAAUGUAGCCAAAGAUUAUAGGGUCCCCUAGGAAUCACUUGUCAACACUUUGGUUCUUACCCUGUCACCAUAACUCCUGUCACAAUAACUCCUCCCUGGCAUUUUAAUUAGUUGUGAUGUCAAACAACACUGUAUUCAAAGUGCCCACUAUUAUAUUAUAACUAUAUAGAAUUAGAAUAAUAAUUAUAUUUCCAUGAUUCCAACAGUUCACCCAAGUGUUUUGCUCGAAAUCGCAAGUAAGUUCACAAUUGCAACAUUUGGUUAAAAAUAAGACCUAGAUUGUUUGGCCAUAUCGUGCAGCCCUACGUGGCAGUGUGGAAAUUAUAUCAAAUGAGUGCAGGAAAUGCAGAAAAUUGUUUUUGGUUGAAAUAAACAGUAUAAAACAAACAGAAUGGAGAAAGACCCAUUGAAAUCACUUAGAAUGUGUGUGUUGCCACCCUAGGGUCACACACUACUCAUAAAGAACUUGUAUUAUUCAAAAACAUAAAAUACCGUCCAAUUUAUUUUAAAAUACUGUGAUAUUAUAUUUUGGCCAUAUCGCCCUGCCCUAAAUUCUACACAUUUUGCCAUGGGGUGGAGAAGAUAUUGCAAUUUUAUAACUCAUUUCCUGCAUUUCUACACAUUCUGCCAUAGGGUGGAGGCAAAUGUUUCUCCUUGUUUAAUAUGAUAACUGAUAAAUCAGUCUAUAGAUAAAUAAAAUGUUUGCUGACAUGGGCUUAAUUGAGUGACUGCUGAUGCACAACCACAUUUCUAAAUUGCACCUUUUGUAUUAUAUUAUUCUAGCUGUGAUCACUAAGUUGAGACCCUGACCCCCCCCAAUUUCUUUUUUUUUUUUUUUUUUUACUAUGAAAUUGGUCCACUGGCCUAAAAAAAGGGGGGCGGGCUGCCAGUUGCCCAUCCCUGGUGUAAAUCAUGCAUUGCUGUUUAUGGGUUUUGAGUUAAGCACAGCCAUCUCAAGUUCGAGUUAGGCCAUGUGAGAAGGCAAGCCGUCACUUCAUAAGAGCAAAACCACAGUCUUGCUUAACAGUCAAAGAUGGAACUGUCUAAAAUGAUCUGCUAAAAUGUCUUGAAUUGCAAAGAUUUUUCAAUGAUGCCCUGAAAUGUCAGUUUCAAACUCCACUCGUUAUAUCUCCCCCCUCUUUUUCUCUGUGUCUGGCCCUAUUUGUGAUGUGCUCUUCUGGGUGUUUCUAUGCAUAUGUUUUUCGCUCUCAGGUCUGAAAGUCGAGGUCACUCACUGUGGUCAGAUGAAGAGGAAGUAUCGCGUGUGCAAUGUGACUCGCCGCCCCGCCAGCCACCAAACGUAAGUGCUGCACUAGUCGCUACACUUUCCAGUUAGCAUCUUCCACAUGUCCCUGUGGCCCUAGCCGACCUACGCGAAGUUUCUCUUAUGUAUUUUUAAUCAACCUAUCCAAAAAUACAAACCGUCUCUAUCUCUUGAUACAAGAUCAUGUUGAUGCAAUACCCAAGACGAGAUGCAUUGCUCUUUCCUUUUGUUUUGCUCUUUUGUUUUAUUAAUACGGUGUAUUAAUAUGUAUUAUGUCCUUGUCUGCCCAUUGCUCAGGUUCCCCUUGCAGCUGGAGAAUGGCCAGGCCAUGGAGUGUACAGUGGCUCAGUACUUCAAGCAGAAGUACAGCCUACAGCUCAAAUACCCCCACCUACCCUGCCUACAAGUGGGGCAGGAACAGAAGCACACCUACCUACCCCUGGAGGUGAGAGGGUGGCUCUAAAACACGCAGACACACACACACACCUCGAGAUGUUUCACUCAGGGUGGUCCUCCAAGCCUUCGUGGCUUUGACGGAAUUGCAUGAAGGCAACACUCAUUGCACCUAUGCAUUGUUGACCUGAUGGGUAGGGGGGGGGGGGAAGGGUUUCGGACCUGGGCGUGGUCAGACUUUAGUUUCCAGCUUACUGCAGUUCAUGAGGCACAAAAUGGAAGAAAAGGGACUGAAACGGGAGCGAAUACCUGGACUUGUCCAAUAAGAAACAAUCCUUUUCAUGUUUCUCCAUUACUGGACUACUGUGAUAGUCAGUAACUAACUAUUCUAUGUCUGCAUACAGGUUUGUAACAUUGUGGCCGGGCAGCGUUGCAUCAAGAAGCUGACAGAUAACCAGACCUCCACCAUGAUCAAAGCUACAGCACGUUCUGCACCUGACAGGCAGGAAGAGAUCAGCCGACUGGUGAGUGAUUACUUGCCCCCUCUGUGGUUGGAGUGUGAACUGCAACACAAGAAGUGGCGCGCCGUAGUCAAAGAGAGUACAGUAUGAGGAUGGGCAGAAACUGCAUCUCUAGUAGAAAUCCCCGAUCACACUUGUAGGCGAUGUCAUGGCGAAGUUGUCUAGUUAGGCUCAUGCCCAGAAACGCGUCAUCGGGGUCUAACGGUUGUCUCGCGCCGAACUGCGCAUGUGCAGGCCGUCUAAAUCAAAGCCACUCCUUCGAUAUAAAGUUGUUUUUGGCUCAAAUGAAAACGUGUCAGGUUGUCACUUUCACGAGGUUGGAGUAAUAACAUGUUCAACUACUUGAGACAUUGGCCCGACAUGAGACAUUGGCUCGAAUCUAAGUUGUUAAUUUUCACUUCUCUCAUUGACUUCCCAAACCCUGGCCUGGUCUGUUUCGCAAGCGUUCCCGGAUGUCUCGCGAUGUUGCACCUCUGCAUUUAGAAACUUUGUGCUGUAGUCUGAGGCAGCCAUGAGUUUUUUUGCAAGGAAAAUACACUGUUAGGUCUUUUGAGUGUUUGCCAUAUCAGUGUUACUGUUUUCUAAAGAAGUGUGGUUGUCCAGAAACGGUAUGCAGUCUUGAAACCCCAACCUCAAUGCGCAUAUCUCUUGCCUCAUAUGGCUUCCUUACUCUGAAUAUUCCAUCUCCACCCCCCCAAAUAUCAUCUAGGCCAGGUUACUGUAAAGGACUGUUUGUGUGAAAAGGGCUUUAUGAAUUAAUUUGAUGAUCUGGUGUUGGUGAUGGUCGAUUGCGGAAGAAAUCUAAAUGCAAGGUUCACAACUAAAAAUACUCUUGACACUAGCAGGAAAGCAAAGUCUUCUCUGCCUGCCUAACCCCUUUCCUCCUUUCACACCACUUUCUCUCACUUCGUCCCCCCAGGUCAAAAGCAACAGCAUGGUGGGUGGUCCCGACCCAUACCUGAAGGAGUUUGGCAUUGUGGUGCACAACGACAUGACCGAGGUGACGGGCCGAGUCCUCCCAGCGCCCAUGCUGCAGUAUGGGGGCCGGGUGAGUACCGACACUGGGCGGGACUGUGGCAGGGUGAGUACUGGGGCACCGGGCUGGGCCAAUGUUUCACGGGAGGGACGGGCCGUGUGUGUGUGUGUGUGUGUGUGUGUGUGUGUGUGUGUGUGUGUGUGUGAAUGAAAAGGGUGAGUGGACUAACCAAGGGGAGGAGGAUGAGACUUCAUGCCACACAGCACAUUUAAUGAAAUUCAAUAACCCUUAGUGAAAAAACGGUCUUCUGGCAAACAGUUGUGAAACCUUUGGCUAAUUUGUUGCAAAAUAUGCACCAAGCUUGUAUUUUCACAAGCAAAUUAGUUUUGUGGCAAACUGUUGCAACUUGUGAAUUUCUGGCAAACAAUUCUAGGAAACUUGUGGCGAACGUUCUACUUUUUGCUGCAAACUCAGUAUGUAUAUGCAAAUUAGAUCAGGUUUUUGGUUACUGUGUGUUAACAUUGAAAUGUAUCUACAUAAACCAAGUCACAUAUAGGUCUAACUUUAAAUGAACUUGCUUCUCACAGAGAACUAAACUAAACAUACUAAAUAUACUAGACAUGUAUUCAAUGUCUUAAGAGAUAAAAAAAUAAUUAAUACAACUUGAAAUCAUCAGCAUGCUAAUGAAGAAAAGAGCAAAGACUAGAUAUUUCCCAAAUAAAUUGUUUAUUUAAUAUUGUUAUGUAGCUCAAUUUACAUGAGAGAAAUGUGAACACUAUGGGGAUGUUGACCUUAGGAUGUUUAAAGGGGCAACUACAGAAUUUACAUGAGCCAAGUGGUAACUGAGCAAUAUCUUUCAACCAAUGCAAGUUUAAAAGAUAAUUAACAACAUUUAAAUAAUUAAAACAACUAAAUCAAACCCAGUUCAGAACUAUUGCCUUUUUGAGUGAACUUUGGAGAUGGAGGCUCUGUGGAAGUCCUUCGUCCAAAGCUUGUUGAAUGCAUGCACUGAAACAAUCAGAAAUUAGGAUAAAAAAAUCUGAAAACAUUUUCUAUUUUGGCAUCUUAAGGUAGACUCGGCAGCUAAUGGUCGGGUUUGGCUUUGGAAAAACGGGGUCAGCUGUUACAAAAUUGCCUUGAUGUUGCUAUGCUUCUCACUGAAACUGGCAUUCUAUAUAUUUUUCAGCAAGGAAACAAUGUUUCUGCCUUGUAUAAAUGCUAUAAAAAGAAACGUUGUAGCUGGCAUAAACUGGAACUUAGGCCUACUAAAUCUACCUUUUAAAUGUGUGACCAACUGUUCCUCGAGAGCCAAAGUAUACACAAUUUCUCUCCAGCCAAGCCUCAACACAAUUGAUUAAAACGAAUCAACUAAUUAUGAUAUUCAAUCUAGACUGGGGACUUCAUCAUUAAGAGACAGUUGUCUACUAGUUGUCUAUUCUUCCUGACUCAGGUGUGUGUAAGGCUUGGGUCUUCUUCCUGACGCAGGUGUGUGGAAGAAAAGCAACAAAAGCAGUUCAUAUUAUUUGUCCAAAAUGAAUUAUUGUUAAUUAACAUCUCAAAGCCAUACAUGCAAGAAGUUCAUUAGGUCGACAGAACAUUAAGAACAUUCCUAAUAUUCGUCGGGGCGUUGACUCCACAAGGUAUCGAAAGCAUUCCACAGGGAUGCUGGCCCAGAUUGACUCCAACAUGGGCCAGCAAGUUGGCUGGAUGUCCUUUGGGUGGUGGACUAUUCUUGAUACAUACGGGAAACUGUUGAGGUGAAAAACCCAGCAGCGUUGCAGUUCUUGACACAAACCAGUGUGCCAGGCACCUACUACCAUACCCUGUUCAAAGGCACUUCAAUAUUUUGUCUUAGCCAUUCACUCUCUGAAUGGCACACGCACACAGUCAAAGUCUCAAUUGUCUUGUGGCUUAAAAAUCAUUCUUUAACCUGCCUCCUCCCCUUCAUCUACACUGAUUUGAAAUGGAUUUAACAAGUGACAUCAAUAGCUUUCACCUGGUCAGUCUGUCAUGGAAAAAACAGGUGUUCUUAAUGUUUUGUAGAUUCUGUGUAUUUCUGUCCUCAGUUUGAUUGAAGGACUCAAUGUCUUUUUGGCUACUAAAUGAUUGCUUCUAGGAAGAGAUGGAACAACACAUGAUCAAGAUGUGCUAGCUACUUGUUUAAACCAAUGAAAUAUCUAAUUGCUACAAAGAAUGAAUGUAUGGGCUACAUUUGAAAAUAAUACAUGCAUUUGCUUACCUCAUCAAGCUUGAAGACAAUACUCAUUUAUCACUCAAAAAGUGUUAUGAGUGAGUGCACCACAAACAUCUUUCCAGGGUGUUGAUGCAUCCUCCUCCCAAUACAGCCUCUUCCAACACCACAGGUAGGGUAUCCAUCUGGAAACAGUGACACUAGCAUAUUGGUAUUAAAAGACAGCAAUGUAUUCACCUAAAAAUUGUGCAAAAAUAUGAUAUCUAAGCGCUAGCCAGCUAGCUAAGUGCUAGCCAGUUAGUGGCACUGACAGAUUAAAACUGGUAUCAACAAAAUGUUUCACUUUAUCCCGUAAAACAUGACACUUCUAACUAGGCAUCAAUUAGCUAACACAAUUUAAGUUUAUUAGGAAGUUUAAUAAGUUGGUCUCUUACCAGACAACUUUGGUAGGUAGCUAGCAAGCUAGAUAGCUUGGUUUACAUUUUCCAACAGGGACUGGUGCACUUUACAAAAUAGAUGGCAUCAUGAGGAAGGAAAAUUAUGUGGAUAUAUUGACGCAACAUCUCAAGACAUCAGUCAGGAAGUUAAAGCUUGGUCGCAAAUGGGUCUUCCAAAUGGACAAUGACCCCAAGCAUACUUCCAAAGUUGUGGCAAAAUGGCUUAAGGACAACAAUGUCAAGGUAUUGGAGUGGCCAUCACAAAGCCCUGACCUCAAUCCUAUAGAAAAUGUGUGGGCAGAACUGAAAAAGUGUGUGCGAGCAAGGAGGCCUACAAACCUGACUGUUACACCAGCUCUGUCAGGAGGAAUGGGCCAAAAUUCACCCAACUUAUUGUGGGAAGCUUGUGGAAGGCUACCCAAAACGUUUGACCAAAGUUAAACAAUUUAUAGGAAAUGCUACCAAAUACUAAUUGAGAGUAUGUAAACUUCUGACCCACUGGGAAUGUGAUGAAUGAAAUAAAAGCUGAAAUAAAUCAUUCUCUCUACUAUUAUUCUGACAUUUCACAUUCUUAAAAUAAAGUGGUGAUCCUAACUGACCUAAGACAGGGACUUUUUACUAGGAUUAAAUGUCAGGAAUUGUGAAACUGAGUUUAAAUGUAUUUGGCUAAGGUGUAGAUAAACUUCCGACUUCAACUGUGUGUGUGUGUGUGUGUGUGUAUAUAUGUAUAUAUAUAUAUAUAUAUUACACACUCUACCGGUCAAAAGUUUUAGAACACCUACUCAUUCAAGGGUUUUUCUUUACUUUUUCUACAUUGUAGAAUAAUAGUGAAGACAUCAAAACCUAUGAAAUAACACAAAUGGAGUAAACAAAAAAGUGUUAAAUAGCCACCCUUUGCCUUGAUGACAGCUUUGCACACUCUUGGCAUUCUCUCAACCAGCUUCACCUGUAAUACUUUUCCAACAGUCUUGAAGGAGUUCCCACAUAUGUUGAGCACUUGUUGGCUGCUUUUCCUUCACUCUGCGGUCAGACUCAUCCCAAACCAUCGCAAUUUGGUUGAGGUCGGGGUAUUGUGGAGGCCAGGUCACCUGAUGCAGCACUCAAUCACUCUCCUUCUUGGUCAAAUAGCCCUUACACAGCCUGGAGGUGUGUUGGGUCAUUGUUCUGUUGAAAAACAAAUGAUAGUCCUACUAAGCGCAAACCAAAUGGGAUGGCAUAUCGCUGCAGAAUGCUGUGGUAGCCAUGCUGGUUAAGUGUGCCUUGAAUUCUAAAUAAAUCACAGAUAAUGUCACCAGCAAAGCACCCCCACACCAUAAAACCACCUCCUCCAUGCUUUACAGUGGGAAAUACACAUGCGGAGAUCAUCCGUUCACCCACACCCCGUCUCACAAAGACACAGCGGUUGGAUCCAAAAAUCUCCAAUUUUGACUCCAGACCAAAGGACACAUUUCCACCGGUCUAAUGUCCAUUGCUCGUGGUUCUUGGCCCAAGCAAGUCUCUUCUUCUUAUUGGUGUCCUUUAGUAGUGGUUUCUUUGCAGCAAUUUGACCAUGAAGGCCUGAUUCACACAGUCUCUUCUAAACAGUUUAUGUUGAGAUGUGUCUGUUACUUGAAUUCUGUGAAGGAUAUAUUUGGGCUGCAAUUUCUGAGGCUGAACUUAUCCCUGCAGCAGAGGUAACUCUGGGUCUUCCAUUCCUGUGGCGGUCCUCAUGAGAGCCAGUUUCAUCAUAGCGCUCGAUGGUUUUUGCGACUGCACUUGAAGAAACUUUCAAAGUUCUUGAAAUGUUCCGUAUUGACUGACCUUCAUUUCUUAAAGUAAUGAUGGACUGUUGUUUCUCUUUGCUUAUUUGAGCUGUUCUUGCCAAAUUUGGACUUGGUCUUUUACCAAAUAGGGCUAUCUUCUGUAUACCCCCCCUACCUUGUCACAACACAACUGAUUGGCUCAAACGCAUUAAGAAGGAAAUCAAUUCCACAACUUAACUUUUAAGAAGGCACACCUGUUAAUUGAAACGCGUUCCAGGUGACUACCUUAUGAAGCUGGUUGAGAGAAUGCCAAGAGUGUGCAAAGCUGUCAUCAAGGCAAAGGGUGGCUAUUUGAAGAAUCUCAAAUAUAAAAUAUAUUUUGAUUUGUUCAGCACUUUUUUGGUUACUACAUGAUUCCAUAUGUGUUAUUUCAUAGUUUUGAUGUCUUCACUAUUAUUCUACUAUGGAGAAAAUAGUAAAAAUAAAGAAAAACCCUUGAAUGAGUAGGUGUUCUAAAACUUUUGACCGGUAGUGUAUGGAUAGUCAUAUGUAGGCUAUAUCCAUGGUUUCUACAUAAUGAGUUCCGUCCAGUCUUUAUAUAACGUAAUAAUGUUUGGUAAGGGUAGACCUCUUCCACAGACCUUCUCGUAGGUCCCAUGUGGACUGUAAAACCUCAUGUUCCAUAUGGGUAAUUGAGCUGAACUUGGCUUGAAAUUGCACGUUAGCAAAACAUUUGGUCACAGGGAUGUACUAAAAGUUUUGGCACAGUAUUGCUGGGUUCUAUGCAUUUUAUUGGGCCCAUUUACAGUCUCUUCUUGAGUGUUUAGGACUGCUGGGUAAUGGAGUCUUAUCGUCAUCCUCUAAAGUGUGGACUGAUUGUUUUUCUCAACCUCAUUUGUAUGACUGGCACAUCUUUCAGCCAUUUUAACUGUUAUUGUUGUAGCUGUAAUGGGUUUGUUCUUUUGUCAUUCCACUGUUUUAUCAUGCUGAUGUUUAUAAUAUACAGUAUAUUGCUGUAGUUACAGUGGAACGCUUUGAUAAUCGUCACUUUUCUCUAACAUGCUGUUAAUAUGAUGUGAUAUACACGACUGUAUUAAUAUUCAGUGUAAUCACAAUCUAAUAUAUGUGAUUCAAUGCUGGAUCAGCACCUCAGUUUUCAGGGCUUUUUCAUUCUUGAACUGUAGAUGUAUAGCUUGCUGGAGAAUACCAUAUGGUUGCCCAAUAGUUACGAGAGAGUAGCCUAACUCGACAUAAUGCAAAAUAAAGCAGCGAUGCAAUGGGCACUGAACACUGGAGGAACUUCUAUUCAUAGCUGGAAUGAUCUGAUAACAUUUGGGCCCGUAUCCACAAAGCGUCUCGGAGUAGGAGUGCUGAUCUAGGAUCUGUCCAUACAAUCUUAUUAUUCAUUAUGAACCAAAAAGCAGAAUUUAUCCUAGAUCAGCAGUGGCACUCCUACUCUGAGUAUCCGCGUUGUGGAUACGGACCCUGACAUGUAUGCUUUAGUAGUGAUGAUUGAAUAACACAUGGCACCUACAGUGGGGAGAACAAGUAUUUGAUACACUGCCGAUUUUGCAGGUUUUCCUACUUACAAAGCAUGUAGAGGUCUGUAAUUUUUAUCAUAGGUACACUUCAACUGUGAGAGACGGAAUCUAAAACAAAAAUCCAGAAAAUCACAUUGUAUGAUUUUUAAGUAAUUAAUUUGCAUGUUAUUGCAUGACAUAAGUAUUUGAUACAUCAGAAAAGCAGAACUUAAUAUUUGGUACAGAAACCUUUGUUUGCAAUUACAGAGAUCAUACGUUUCCUGUAGGUCUUGACCAGGUUUGCACACACUGCAGCAGGGAUUUUGGCCCACUCCUCCAUACAGACCUUCAGGUUUCGGGGCUGUCGCUGGGCAAUACAGACUUUCAGCUCCCUCCAAAGAUUUUCUAUUGGGUUCAGGUCUGGAGACUGGCUAGGCCACUCCAGGACCUUGAGAUGCUUCUUACGGAGCCACUCCUUAGUUGCCCUGGCUGUGUGUUUCGGGUCGUUGUCAUGCUGGAAGACCCAGCCACGACCCAUCUUCAAUGCUAUUACUGAGGGAAGGAGGUUGUUGGCCAAGAUCUCGCGAUACAUGGCCCCAUCCAUCCUCCCCUCAAUACGGUGCAGUCGUCCUGUCCCCUUUACAGAAAAGCAUCCCCAAAGAAUGAUGUUUCCACCUCCAUGCUUCACGGUUGGGAUGGUGUUCUUGGGGUUGUACUCAUCCUUCUUCUUCCUCCAAACACGGCGAGUGGAGUUUAGACCAAAAAGCUCUAUUUUUGUCUCAUCAGACCACAUGACCUUCUCCCAUUCCUCCUGUGGAUCAUCCAGAUGGUCAUUGGCAAACUUCAGAUGGGCCUGGACAUGUGCUGGCUUGAGCAGGGGGACCUAGCGUGCGCUGCAGGAUUUUAAUCCAUGACGGCGUAGUGUAUUACUAAUGUUUUUCUUUGAGACUGUGGUCCCAGCUCUCUUCAGGUCAUUGACCUGGUCCUGCCGUGUAGUUCUGGGCUGAUCCCUCACCUUCCUCAUGAUCAUUGAUGCCCCACGAGGUGAGAUCUUGCAUGGAGCCCCAGACCGAGGGUGAUUGACCGUCAUCUUGAACUUCUUCCAUUUUCUAAUAAUUGCGCCAACAGUUGUUGCCUUCUCACCAAGCUGCUUGCCUAUUGUCCUGUAGCCCAUCCCAGCCUUGUGCAGGUCUACAAUUUUAUCCCUGAUGUCCUUACACAGCUCUCUGGUCUUGGCCAUUGUGGAGAGGUUGGAGUCUGUUUGAUUGAGUGUGUGGACAGGUGUCUUUUAUACAGGUAACGAGUUCAAACAGGUGCAGUUACUACAGGUAAUGAGUGGAGAACAGGAGGGCUUCUUAAAGAAAAACGAACAGGUCUGUGAGAGCCGGAAUUCUUACUGGUUGGUAGGUGAUCAAAUACUUAUGUCAUGCAAUAAAAUGCAAAUUAAUUACUUAAAAAUCAUACAAUGUGAUUUUCUGGAUUUUUGUUUUAGAUUCCGUCUCUCACAGUUGAAGUGUACCUAUGAUAAAAAUUACAGACCUCUACAUGCUUUGUAAGUAGGAAAACCUGCAAAAUCGGCAGUGUAUCAAAUACUUGUUCUCCCCACUGUAAGUGUGUAUCAGCAAAAUCUAUUGUUGAGAUAACUGGAAGGAUGGUAACCUGCAGUCUUAUCACAGUGUAAAGUAUUUGCUCAUUUGUAGAAUAGACAAUUCUGGGCAUAUCUUAUAUUGUACAGUAGUAACCAUGAUGGUCAUGUCUAUUCUAUACAUGAACGUUCUGCCCUGUUGAAUAAGCUUCUGGUGCUGUUUAGUACGUGGGGGUUUUGCCUGCAGGCUACUUGCUAUGGGAUGGAUUGUGUGUGUGUGUGUAAUAGGAACUUACGGUAGAAGUUGCCUCGAACCACCGAUCUAGGGUCAGAUUCUCCUACCCCCCCCCCCCCCCCCCCAGUCCUAAUCAUAUGUAAAAGGAUCUGGACCUGUAUCAGUGGUAAGGGGCAAAUUCUACCCGCACCAUGUGUGUGGUGCAGGCAGGGAGCUGGGGAGUUGUAUCUGCUGUGUCGGCUGGUUAAACCGGGGGGUUCACUAAGAGCGUAGGGACUCUCUCCGCAGAAUAAGACUGUGGCCACGCCCAACCAGGGCGUGUGGGACAUGCGGGGGAAGCAGUUCUACGCCGGGAUAGAGAUCAAGGUGUGGGCUGUGGCCUGCUUCGCCCCACAGAAACAGUGCAGAGAGGACCUGCUCAAGUGAGUUAUCUGCCCGUCAACAUGGUAGACACACCACCACCCCUUCUCUUUUCCUAUUCCCACAAAUCCCCAUAGUCCUCCUUAGUCUGGGUGGUGAUCGUUACUCAUUCAGGGCAAAAUCCAAACUUGAGAUAUGUGGGCUUAUCAAAAAUAUGAUGUAAAUCUCCCAAUGAUGUAUUCAAACUAGUUGCGCAAAUAUAUCUUAAGUUAGGAUUUUGAUCACAAAACUGCAACUUAUUGUUCAACAGUUUGAAUGCAGUAUUCUAGUCAAGACUACAUUCCCUAAAGGUUUGUUCAUGCUUUUCUAGGAGCUUCACAGACCAGCUGAGGAAGAUCUCCAAGGACGCGGGGAUGCCCAUCCAGGGCCAGCCGUGUUUCUGUAAAUACGCCCAGGGAGCGGACAGCGUGGAGCCCAUGUUCAAACACCUCAAGAUAUCCUAUGUGGGACUGCAGCUCAUCGUGGUCAUCCUUCCCGGCAAAACCCCUGUCUACGGUAAGAAUCAUUUUGAUAGUUCUUUAGUUGGGAAAUCUAUUCUAAUGUUGAAAGAAAGGGCAAACUAACUUCAACUAGUCUGUCUGUCUCUUCCUAGUGUCUUUUUAAUGCAUUUCCUCUUAUGGUUUUGCGUGAUUUGCAUAAGAUAUUUGAUCAAUAUAAUUGGAAGGAUUGAAAAUGGCAUUAGGGGAGUGAACCCCCUUAAUUUCCACUAGUGACUUGAGGAACACCAGUUCACUCAUCAUGCUUAAAAUGUUAAGAGAAUCAAUCUGCUAGAUACUCUUUUUACCUUACAUUUGAGAAUAUUAGAGCUCAAUAAUUUUUCUGUGUCCCUAUGGUCCUGGUGCCACAGCGGAGGUGAAGCGAGUAGGAGACACUCUCCUGGGCAUGGCCACUCAGUGUGUCCAGGUGAAGAAUGUGGUGAAGACGUCCCCCCAGACCCUCUCCAACCUCUGCCUCAAGAUCAACGCCAAACUGGGUGGCAUCAACAACGUCCUGGUGCCCCAUCAGAGGUGGCAACCACACACACACACACUCAUUACAGCUCAGGUUGAACCUCACUACAUAUAUGUGUGUGUGCGAGUACCAGCAGAUGGUGUCUGGUACUCACUCCAUUUGUAGCGUGGUCUUAAUAAGUGCAGUCUUCCUCACUGUCCUCCUCAGUGCCGCCUGCCGCCACCACUGUCCUCUUCAGUGUCGCCCCCACUGUCCUCUGCUUCAGCUUCCUGCAUGGUAGAUGGUGAAGAUGCUGCAGAUGCACCUCCCUGCACCUCCCUGUCCUCCCUGAUUAGCUGUCUCCAUCCACAGGUCAACAGCAGGCUUUGGGUCAAAUGUCUCUGUGGUCUGCUUUGACAGGUGAAUGUGCAUCAGGGCUGAGAGACGAGCAUGUGACAGACGAGAUCUGUACUUGGUUUUUAUUAUGUUGAGAUGUGAGAAUCCCCUCUCACAAGCUGCACUGCUUAAAGGCAGUGUAAGAGACAGCUUAACCACCUUGUUGAUGUUGGAGUAAGCAUCUGGGUUACUUGUAUUUAGUAUUUGGACCAAGUCAUACACAGAAGAGACUCCCAGGCGUUUUCCUGCCUGCUUUAAGCGCAUCCAUUCUGUCACAGUGGUAUCUUUGUCAAGUUGCAAGGUGGCCUCAUAUUUCUUGAGAAUGCUGCAAACUGUUGUGUUUCCAAAACUGUGGAGGUCUUGCAUUUCCUGAGGCCAUGUUGAAGUAUCAAAUACUAAGAAAUGAUCACAUGACUUGAGGGAGUCAAAUCUGAUUUCAAACUCUUCAAUUAACCCCCUGAGUAAGUGUGUCUUGUCUCUGUCAGCAUCAGGAUUGGAAACAGUGUGUGCCGGUGGCUUUCACCAUCAAGCAGAAGUGUGAACUGUCCAAUGGCCACCAUGAGUUCAUCCUUACAUUCUCCAAUGGUCAGCUUUUCCUUCUGAAACCUAAUGGAUGUGGUCUUCAAAAUGUUGCAAAUGUCAAGCAUGUUUGACAGAAAGCACUGAAAACGCUCUGUGCAGAUAUGCUGCAAGUCACUGUUAUCACUCGUAACCAGUUGAAUUUUAAUGGCUGGCAAUAGGCUUGAUAUUUUUAAGUGUUUCAUGCCUCCAUGCAGACCAUCUGAUAUUAUGAAACUUACCCAGUUUCACAAAGGAGAUCCCAUUUUCUUCACAUAGCUUAUUCAGUGCAGCAGUUUUUUUUGCUCCACCUUUUUGUAAAUAAAACUGCAGCAGCUUGACCACAGAGCGAUUUAAAUGUCUCACAGUAAGGAACGUUGCGAUUAGCUGAUUUCGCGCAAUUCUCCAGUGUGUGCGGUGCACAGAAUGCGCACAAGGGAGUCUCCAACCGCAGCAAGUUGCGGAGUUUUGGCACAACGCCGUUGUAGAUGCCUACGUUGACAGCAGCCCCGUCUGUGCACACAACGACCAACUUUGUUGUCCAGUCAUCCAAGCCUGUGUCCUGGAAAAGUCUCACAAGUCCGUCUGUUAUGGCCUGCGCGGUUCGGUCAGCACCCAAUUCAAUCAGUCCAAUAAAGUCCGAAGUAAACUCUCCGUUGCUGGACACAGACACAAUGUAAACGAUUUCCUGCUCAGUUUUUGUAUUGUCCUCAGAUCCAUCAAAAAGCAGCCCCCAAAAUUCAGCAGACUGCAACUUGGCUCGUAACUCCCCGCUGAUGGUGUGAGCGAUGCUCUGCAUGAGCCGUGUGCCCCCUUCACGUGAAUGAUAUGCACCUCCGACAUUUACUCCUAGCCGCUUCAGUAAAGGAACAUCCUCAGAAUAGGAAGACAUGGGACGUGCGUGUUUAGCUUUAUGGAAGGAGAAAAUUAUUAAACAGAGCUUGCCGCUGUUCUUCAUUCAGCUUGUCUCGCCAUCUGGCAAGUGGGCGACUGGACAUUUCUUCUCGGCUAGCUUGUUUAUUAGCAAUGGCUUGCGCCACAUUCGUGUGCUCCUUGCUCUUUUCAUGUUUGUCAAAUAAAGGAUGGUUGAAAUUCUUUGAGCCUUUUAUAAAAUGCACCUGAUUUGUCUGCUAGAUGUGGAUUUGAGCGGCAAAUCUUGCACCACAUUUCAGUGCGCUCAUCGUUAGCUUCAAGCCACUGCACAUCUUGGAGCCACUUUUCCGAAAAAUGCAUUUUCUUCGGCUCUGGCUCCAGUUGGCGUUUCUUUGUAGGUGGCGAAACGCCAAAGAAGCUGCUUAAUGUCUGUUGCUUUAUUGGACAUCCCUGACAGUAGUUGACAAGCAACAUGUCAUGUGUAAGGUUAGAUGAGAAGAUCGGUCAAGUACGCAAAGGCGCGUAGUAACACAAGUGGCAUUACGCAUUCCUGAUUUUUGUCGCGCUUGCACAUAUAUAUAUAUAUAUAUAUAUAUACACACACACACACACACACACACACACACACACACACACACACAGUUGAAGUCGGAGGUUUACACACACCUUAGCCAAAUACAUUUAAACUCAGAUUUUCACAAUUCCUGACAUUUAAUCCUAGUAAAAGUUCCCUGUCUUAGGUCAGUUAGGAUCACCACUUUAUUUUAAGAAUGUGAAAUGUCAGAAUAAUAGUAGAGAGAAUGAUUUAUUUCAGUUUUUGUUUCUUUCAUCACAUUCCCAGUGGGUCAGAAUUUACAUACACUCAACUAGUAUUUGGUAACAUUGCCUUUAAAUUGUUUAACUUGGGUCAAACGUUUUGGGUAGCCUUCCACAAGCUUCCCACAAUAAGUUGGGUGAAUUUUGGCCCAUUCCUCCUGACAGAGCUGGUGUAAUUGAGUCAGGUUUGUAGGCCUCCUUGCUCGCACACGCUUUUUCAGUUCUGCCCACAAAUGUUCUAUAGGAUUGAGGUCAGGGCUUUGUGAUGGCCACUCCAAUACCUUGACUUUGUUGUCCUUAAGCCAUUUUGCCACAACUUUGGAAGUAUGCUUGGGGUCAUUGUCCAUUUGGAAGACCCCAUUUGCGACCAAGCUUUAACUUCCUGACUGAUGUCUUGAUAUGUUGCUUCAAUAUAUCCACAUAAUCUUCCUUCCUCAUGAUGCCAUCUAUUUUGUGAAGUGCACCAGUCCCUCCUGCAGCAAAGCACCCCCACAGCAUGAUGCUGCCACCCCUGUGCUUCACGGUUGGGAUGAUGUUCUUCGGCUUGCAAGCCUUCCCCUUUUUCCUCCAAACAUAACGAUGGUCAUUAAGGCCAAACAGUUCUAUUUUUGUUUCAUCAGACCAGAGGACAUUUCUCCAAAAAGUACGAUCUUUGUCCCCAUGUGAAGUUGCAAACCAUAGUCUGGCUUUUUUAUGGCGGUUUUGGAGCAGUUGCUUCUUCCUUGCUGAGCGGCCUUUCAGGUUGUCGAUAUAGGACUUGUUUUAGUGUGGAUAUAGAUACUUUUGUACCUGUUUCCUCCAGCAUCUUCACAAGGUCCUUUGCUGUUGUUCUGGGAUUGAUUUGCACUUUCCGCACCAAAGUACGUUCAUCUCUAGGAGACAGAACGCGUCUCCUUCCUGAGCGGUAUGACGGCUGCGUGGUCCCAUGGUGUUUGUACAAUGAACGUGGUACCUUCAGGCAUUUGGAAAUUGCUCCUAAGGAUGAAACAGACCUGUGGAGGUCAAAAAAAUUUAUUUUGACUUUCCCAUGAUGUCAAGCAAAGAGGCACUGAGUUUGAAGGUAGGGCUUGAAAUGCAUCCACAGGUACACCUCCAAUUGACUCAAAUUAUGUCAAUUAGCCUAUCAGAAGCUUCUAAAGCCAUGACAUAAUUUUCUGGAAUUUUCCAAGCUGUUUAAAGGCACGGUCAACUUAGUGUAUGUAAACUUCUGACCCACUGGAAUUGUGAUACAGUGAAUUAUAAGUGAAAUGAUCUGUCUGUAAACAAUUGUUGGAAAAAUUACUUGUCAUGCACAAAGUAGAUGUCCUAAUCGACUUCAACUGUAUGUGUGUGUGUGUGUGUGUUUGUAUAUACACACAUACACAUACAGUACCAGUCAAAGGUUUGGACACACCUACUCAUUCAAGGGUUUUCUUGAUUUUUUUACUAUUUUCUACAUUGUAGAAUAAUAGCGAAGACAUCAAAACUAUGAAAUAACACAUGGAAUCAUGUAGUAACCAAAGAAGUGUUAAACAAAUCAAAAUAUAUUUUAGAUUUUUCUAAGUAGCCACCCUUUGCCUUGAUGACAGCUUUGCACACUCUUGGCAUUCUCUCAACCAGCUUCACUUGGAAUGCUUUUCCAACAGUCUAGAAGGAGUUCCCACAUAUGCUGAGCACUUGUUGGCUGCUUUUCCUUCACUCUGCGGUCCAACUCCUCUCAAACCAGCUCAAUUGGGUUGAGGUCAGGUGAUUGUGGAGGCCAGGUCAUCUGAUGCAGCACUCCAUCACUCUCCUUCUUGGUCAAAUAGCCCUUACACAGCCUGGAGAUGUGUUGGGUCAUUGUCCUUUUGAAAAUCAAAUGAUAGUCCCACUAAGCCCGUAUCGCUGCAGAAUGCUGUGGUAGCCAUGCUCGUUAAGUGUGCCUUAAAUUCUAUAUAAAUCACUGACAGUGUUACCAGCAAAGCACCCCCAUACCAUCACACCACCUCCAUGCUUCACAGUGGGAACCACACAUGCGGAGAUCAUCCGUUCACCUGCUCUGCGUCUCACAAAGACGGUGGUUGGAACCAAAAAUCUAAAAUUUGGACUCAUCAGACCAAAGAACAGAUUUCCACCGGUCUAAUGUCCAUUGCUCGUGUUUCUUGACCCAAGCAAGUCUCUUCUUCUUAUUGGUGUCCUUUAGUAGUGGUUUCUUUGCAGCAAUUCGACCAUGAAGGCCUGAUUCACGCAUUCUCCUCUGAACAGUUCAUGUCUGUUACUUGAACUCUGUGAAGCAUUUAUUUGGGCUGCAAUUUCUGAGCCUGGUAACUUCAAUGAACCUAUCCUCUGCAGCAGGGGUAACUCUGGGUCUUAUUUUCCUGUGGUGGUCCUCACGAGAGCCAGUUUCAUCAUAGUGCUUGAUGGUUUUUGCGACUGCACUUGAAGAAACUUUCAAAGUUCUUGAAAUGUUCUAUAUUGUCCUAACAUCAAGGCGGUGACCCGAUCCUGUAGGUUCAUGCUCUACAACAUUCGGAGAGUACGACCCUGCCUUACACAGGAAGCGGCACAGGUCCUAAUCCAGGCAUUGUCAUCUCCCGUCUGGAUUACUGUAACUCGCUGUUGGCUGGGCUCCCUGCCUGUGCCAUUAAACCCCUACAACUCAUCCAGAAUGCCGCAGCCCGUCUGGUGUUCAACCUUCCCAAGUUCUCUCACGUCACCCCGCUCCUCCGCACACUCCACUGGCUUCCAGUUGAAGCUUGCAUCUGCUACAAGACCAUGGUGCUUGCCUACGGAGCUGUGAGGGGAACGGCACCUCCGUACCUUCAGGCUCUGAUCAGUCCCUACACCCAAACGAGGGCAUUGCGUUCAUCCACCUCUGGCCUGCUGGCCCCCCUACCUCUGCGGAAGCACAGUUCCCGCUCAGCCCAGUCAAAACUGUUCGCUGCUCUGGCACCCCAAUGGUGGAACAAGCUCCCUCACGACGCCAGGACAGCGGAGUCACUCACCACCUUCCGGAGACACUUGAAACCCCACCUCUUUAAGGAAUACCUGGGAUAGGAUAAAGUAAUCCUUCUACCCCCCCCCUUACCCCCCCCCCCCCCCCAAAAAAAAAAAAAAACACUGUACCAAUUGUACAGUGGUUUUCCCACUGGCUAUAAGGUGAAUGCACCAAUUUGUAAGUCGCUCCGGAUAAGAGCGUCUGCUAAAUGAUGUAAAUGUAAAUAUUGACUGACCUUCAUGUCUUAAAGUAAUGAUGGACUGUCGUUUCUCUUUGCUUAUUUGAGCUGUUCUUUCCAUAAUAUGGACUUGAUCUUUUACCAAAUAGGGCUGUCUUCUGUAGACCACCCCUACCUUGUCACUACACAACUGAUUGGCUCAAAUGCAUUAAGAAAUUCCACAAAUGAACUUUUAACAGGAAGCUGGUUGAGAGAAUGCCAAGAGUGUGCAAAGCUGUUAUCAAGGCAAAGGGUGGCUACUUUGAAGAAUCUCAAAUAUAAAAUAUUUUUUUAUUUGUUUAACACUUGUUAUUUCAUAGUUCCGAUGUCUAAACUAUUAUUCUACAAUGUAGAAAAUAGUAAAAAUAAAGAAAAACCCUUGAAUGAGUAGGUGUGUCCAAACUUAACUGGUACUGUAUAUACUGACCAAAAAUAUAAACGCAACAUGCAACAAUUUCAAAGAUUUUACUGAGUUACAGUUCAUAUAAGGAAAUCAGUCAAUUGAAAUAAUUUAAUUAGGCCCUAAUCUAUGGAUUUCACAUGACUUGGCAGGGGUGCAGCCAUGGGCAGCCAGGCACACCCACUGGGGAGCCAGGCCCAGCCAAUCAGAAUGAGGUUUUCUCCACAAAAGGGCUUUAUUACAGACAUAAAUACUCCUCAGCACCCCCCACCCUCCCUCAGACGAUCCCACAGUUGAAGAAGCCGUAUGUGGAGGUCCUGGGCUGGUGUGUUUAAAAGUGGUUUGCGAUUGUGAGACUGGUUGGACGUACUGCCAAAUUCUCUAAAAUGAUGUUGGAGGGCAGCUUAUUUUAGAGAAAUUAACAUUCAAUUCUCUGGCAACAGCUCUGGUGGACAUUCCUGCAGUCAGCAUGCCAAUUGCAGGCUCCCUCAACUUGAGACAUCUGUGGCAUUGUGUUGUGUGACAAAACUGCACAUUUUAGAGUUGCCUUUUAUUGUCCCCAGCACACGGUGCACCUGUGUAAUGAUCAUGCUGUUUAAUCAGCUUCUUGAUAUGCCACACCUGUCAGGUGGAUGGAUUACCUUUGCAAUGGAGAAAUGCUCACUAACAGGGAUGUAAACAAAUCUGUGCACAAAAUUUGAGAGAAAUAAGCUUUUUGUGUGUAUGGAAAAUGUCAGGGAUUUUUUUUAUUUCAGCACAUGAAACCAACACUUUACAUGUUGCGUUUAUAUUUUGUUCAGUGUAGUAUACUCAAGAUUGUGUCUCGCUGCAAGUGAUGUUCUCACGAUGGUCUUCCAAGCCUUCAUGGCUUUGACGAAAUUGCCUAAAGGCAACACUGAUGCAGUAAAACUGGGAGUAAAACAGCCCACUGCUUAGUCAUCAAUGAAAGCGCAAUACACCCACACAACAUACAAUUGCCUAUGCACAUUCUGGUGUCCAUAACAUGUCAAUCAAUUCUCAAAUGUAUUCUGUAUUGUGCGAAAGACCUAUACCUCCUCUCUGAGAGCAAAGCAACACACACACACACACACACACACACACACACACACACACACACACACACACCAUAACUGUACGUUUAUUUUAUUUGCCAUCUCUGUCCUUUAAAUUAAUAAAUUUCAACAACCUCCUCUCCCCACCUCCAGACCCUCUGUGUUCCAGCAACCUGUUAUCUUCCUGGGGGCGGACGUCACUCACCCUCCAGCCGGAGACGGCAAGAAGCCCUCCAUCGCGGCGGUGGUGGGCAGCAUGGACGGCCACCCCAGCCGCUACUGUGCAACAGUGCGCGUGCAGACGUCGCGCCAGGACCUGUCCCAGGAGCAGCUGUACAGCCAGGAGGUCAUCCAGGACCUGACCAACAUGGUGCGCGAGCUGCUCAUCCAGUUCUACAAGUCCACGCGCUUCAAGCCCACACGCAUCAUCUACUACCGUGGCGGCGUGUCUGAGGGCCAAAUGAAACAGGUGAUGGGGGGGGUAACUGGGAGGGUGACGUUUUCAGUUUUGACUCUCUGUUCUGAAUUGACCGUUGAAUUACAUUGCAAUAUGAUUUCUCAUAUUGAGUCGGUGGCUGCUUAUCCCUUUAAGCAGUGAGUGUUCUUUGUUGAAAUGUCUAAGGUUUGAAUUCGCAGCCCUUUUGCAUUACCUUAAGUGUUAUAAAGGGUAGCAUAUGCCAUCAGUACUCCUCAAAGGGGGUUAAAAGGUGCAGCCCCUUGCACCCCAGCAAAACCAUGGUCUCCUGUCAGUGUUGGACAUGGGCAUUGACGGUUCAAUAGUGGCUCAAAGUAUAUCCAGACGGACCUCCCUCUCCAAUUGGAGCCUGUCUCUACAACUAUUUAAAAAAGUUUGGUCCCUAGUGAUUUGUGUCACAGUGCCCUGGAUAUAGCAUCUCACUGCGUUUACACAGGCAGCCCAAUUCUGAUCUUUUGCCCAAUUUUUGGUAUUUUGACCAAUCGGAUCAGAUCUUUGCCCAAUAAUUGGGCAAAAGGUCAGAAUUAGGCUGCCUGUGUAAACGCAGCCAACUUUGCCUCAACCAGAGAAUCAUAUCAAUAAAUGUUUCCAUGCAAUGUGAAGCUCACUGUUUCUAUCUCUUCCCCCUGUGUGUGUGGGUGACUGUGUAGGUGGCGUGGCCGGAGCUGAUAGCCAUCAGGAAGGCCUGUAUCAGCCUGGAGGAGGACUACCGUCCGGGCAUCACUUACAUUGUGGUUCAGAAACGCCACCACACCCGCCUCUUCUGUUCCGACAAGGCCGAGAGGGUGAGUGGAGAUCCAUGUAGAGCAGAGGUGUCAAACUCAAUUCCUGGAGGGACUGUGUGUCUGCUGGUUUUUGAGGGGACUUCCUAAGCAAUUACCUUAAAUGAACGAUCAAGUACAGGGAGGAGCGAAAACCCGCAGACACGCAACCCUCCAGGAAUUGAGUUUGACACCCCUGAUGUAGAGGGUGCAAUUAACCGCAGGUCUAGGAUCUGAUUACCCAACUGUAAGCCAUUAGGGGAUGAAACGACAUCUGACCCUGUACCUGUGGUUAGGGGCAACGUCUACAUACGUUACUACAUGAGGGCGGGUAUCGAGGGCUUUGGCAGUGUUCCAAUACUUUUUUAAUGCAUCUCUCAAAACUCCCAUCUUUGGAGUAGUAUCUGAGCUGACAUUUCACUACAUUCAUGAUUUAGACACAGCCGAAGUUAUAGAGGGGUUGCAAAGAGAGGUAGCCCCUUUUCAGCUAGCACUCCAGCAUGUCCAGUGUCUGUAAUCGCAACUAUCUCCCCCUACAGGUUGGAAAGAGUGGCAACGUCCCAGCCGGAACCACGGUGGACAGCACAAUCACCCACCCCUCCGAGUUUGACUUCUACCUGUGCAGCCAUGCUGGGAUCCAGGGCACCAGCCGGCCCUCUCAUUACCACGUCCUGUGGGACGACAACUGCUUCACGGCCGACGAGCUCCAGCUGCUCACCUACCAGCUGUGCCACACCUACGUCCGCUGCACCCGCUCAGUCUCCAUCCCCGCGCCAGCCUACUACGCCAGGCUAGUGGCCUUCCGCGCCCGCUACCACCUGGUGGACAAAGACCAUGACAGGUAAUGAUGAAAGUGGCAAGAUACAAGUUCUGAAAACUGAGGGCUUUUAUUAGUCACUUUUAUUGUAAAUAACAAUAGAAUAUGUUUCUGAACACUUUAACAUUAAUGUGGAGGCUACCUGAAUAAAUCGUGAAUAAUGAUGAGUGAGAAAGUUAGACGCACAAAUAUCAUACCCCCAAGACAUGCUAACCUCUCAACAUUACAAUAACAGGGGAGGUUAGCAUUUUUUUGGGGGAGGGGUAUGAUAUUUGUGCAUCUUUCUCAAUCAUCAUUACUCACGAUUCAUUCAGGAUUAUCCGUAACCAUGGUAGCAUCCACAUGAAUGUAGAAGUGUUUAGAAACGUUCUAUUCUUAUUAACAAUACAAGUGACUCCAAAAUGACACAAUACAUUAUUUACCAUUCAUUUCUAUUGGGCACAAAAAUCUGAAACAAACAGAAAGUGCAUCCAACAAAUUUGUAGAGUUUGUCCCAAUACUUUUGGUCCCCUAAAAUAGGGGGGACUAUGUACAGAAAGUGCUGUAAUUUCUAAAUGGUUCACUCGAUAUGGAUGAAAAUACCCUCAAAUUAAAGCUGACCGUCUGCACUUUAACCCCAUGGUCAUUGUUUGAUUUCAAAUCCAAACUUUUGGAGCAUAGAGCCAAAAUAAGAAUAAAUGCUUCACUGUCCCAAUAAUUACAGAGGGCACUGUACAUAAAAUGUUAUUUUGGCCUGAACAGACACUGAUGAGCUGUAUUAGCUUCCCUAUACGUUAGAUUUAUAUUUGCAACAUAUUAUGCGUGUAGCUUUCCUGAAUAUACCAUUUUUGUUUUGUCAUGUUGAUGCAAAUACAUUAUGGUAGAUUUUGUUCAAAAUGACCAUAGUUGUAAUGGUGGAACCAAACAGGAGGGGUUUUGUGCUCUUGUUUCUGUUACUUUAUCAUGUAUCUGACCCCUCUCUCUCGUCCUGUCCUGCAGUGCGGAGGGCAGCCAUGUGUCGGGCCAGAGUAACGGUCGGGACCCCCUGGCCCUGGCCAAGGCAGUCCAGAUCCACUAUGAUACCCAGCACACCAUGUACUUUGCCUGAGCCACACCAGCAAUGGGCGCAAUUCUGUCUUUUCUCUCUCUCUCUCUCUUUUUGCCAGUCUCUAUCUUUCUCUCUCUUGCGUCUUGAUCUGCACCAAAGCGGUUCGAAGCCAGUGAAGUGUGCCAAUGGAGUAUUUUCCUUUUCGGAAAAACGACAUCCGGCAUUCCCGAUCGAGCCGCCCUCUACCAGCAAUCUGGCACUGAGAGACCGUUGGGGUUUCCGAUGUACAGAGAAAGCAAAAUACACGCAUACACAAGUUGAGCCAUUUUGGGGGGGGGGGGG
Coregonus sp. 'balchen' is the source of this 45538-nucleotide messenger RNA. Lineage: Eukaryota; Metazoa; Chordata; Actinopteri; Salmoniformes; Salmonidae. The record is from the annotation of a GenBank genome assembly.